AUGGCAGGAGAGCAGCGGAAACGAAACCGAAGCGUCGCCUGUGGGUUUUCCUGCGUAUUGCUUGGGGAGGGAAGAGCAGAGCAGGACGUCAGCGCUUGCGAGCGGGCGGAGCGAGUGGAGGUGGCUGCUCGGAGCAAAAGCAAAGCGGCGGAGGCGGCGCGGAAGCUGCGCAAAGACUUGCCCGUCUGCUCGGUUAGAGAGGUACGGCCGGUGCGCGCGGAGAGUGGGUGGAGGCGUGGGGGUUUUGCUUGGGAAUCCGCGUGGCCCAGCCUCCUGGCCUGCCUGCCUGGCCGCUGCUCCACAGUCUCUUGGGCGGUUCACUUUUCUCCCAUGCUGGAGCCUGGCAUUCAAACAGUGCGUGCGCGAAAGGCCCUUUUGUCCAUAUUGAUUAUGACUAAGCCUGUGGCUGUUGUGGCCGGGGAAGGUGAUUUUGAAGUGCACGUCUGAAUGCUGCCAGGCGAUCGCUUCCUUCCAGCCACGCCCGCUCCGGAAUCGGGAACAUUAGGCUUGUAGCAGUAGGCCUGCUGUUGGAGAGGCGCUGCAGGCUUUCCGCUCCGAAGGCGCCAAACUCUUUCCAGUCUCCUCCUUGGAUGACCUGGAAGUGGACUAAUAAACACUCGCCCCCCGUCGAAUGCCUAAGUGCAGAUUCGGACCCCAGACCCCCCCCCAAGUUGAGAGUGGCACUUUUUAAACAGUUGCAUGACUGUACAGGGUCUGGGAGAGUUGGAGGCAAUCUGUGUAACAAUCGCAUGUACGUAUUUGUGCUUUAGAUCCACGCCUUUGUGCCCAUGGUGGUGAUUUUUUGCGAUGUGUUUCUGGGGUGAUGCACAAUUUGAUUAUGGUUUGGGGUAGGCCUUGUUUAAAAACCUUCUCUUCUUUUGGAUCUGUGCCUUUGUGCAUAGGGUGGCCCUAUGGAGUGAUGGAUGCAGAAUCUUGCAGUGAUGCAAGUUUCCAGGGAAUUUUUGAAUUGGAUCAUUGUCUCCAUAUCAGAAGAAAGGCAAUCCACACUCCCAAGUUGUGAAUUUUAAGUGUGUUUUUUCUUAAAUAAACAUUACAGGAAGUUCCUAAUACUAAUUAUAUUUGUGUGUCCAUCAUUAUAUACGCCAGGGCCAACUUCUUAAAAUAAAUCCCUUUGAUGUGCAGAUGUUUUGGUUAUGAGCUUCCUAGUUUUGUUUGGGCAGUUUUGUGCAACUUUAUAUUGGAGUGAGUUAUUUGCAUGUGUAAAAUUCCCCCAAACCCCAUGUAAUUUCUCUUAGUUUUAAUGGAUUUAUUACUUUUUCCCCUAAAGCCCCCAAACAACGAACAAUAUAUUACUAUAAAAGAAGUACAGUAUACAGUUAAAAGUACAAUUUAUUCCAUUUUAAAUUUGAGAAAAUUCAAAUUUACAAAAUAAGGCCUGUGGGCUGAUUGAUGUUUCCUCUUUUGAUAAUUUUCUUUUUCUUUUUAAAAAGCAUUUGUGGCCCAAUCAAGUGGAGGUAGAAACAAUAUGCAUUGUUUUGUGUUGGUGAUUCAGAGGGUUCUGUUGCAGCCCGGAAGUCAGACUUGCACAAACAUGAUUACUCAGAGUAUGCCUCAUUGAGUUCAGUGAAGAUAACGUAGACUGAGACUUCUUCAUAAUCAGUUCAUGCAUUAGGUUUUCUGCUGUGCACCAAACCACUAUGUGUGAAUUAGACAAAUGCAUGUUUGGAAAAACAUAUACAGUAUAGAAAAACAUGUUUGGAAAAACAUAUACAGCCCGUGCUGCUGAGAACCAAUAUUGGCAGCUUCCUGUCAAGUGUACCCUCAGUUGAAUACCUGGGUUUUCUGUCAAUGAAUAUGCAGGAAAGCCUGUAAUGUGUGAAUUGCUGGAGAAUGAAAAACUUGUGUGCUGCUGCCAGUGCAAUACAUGUUAGCUUGAAGGAAGGAGAAAAUGACAGAGACAACCAGAGAUCAGAAAAGGAGACUGGAGUUUAGCUUUUCUGGUUAAAGAAAGGUAACCAAAAUAUACAUUUAAAAAGGAGCUGAUAGAAUAAACUAGGGGGUCACCAACAUUAUUAUUAUUUAUUAAAUUUGUAUACCACCCCUCACCCACAGAUCUCAGGUGACCAUAGAAGCACAUGUUCUGUUCAGUGGUCUCUUCCCCUUCCCCUGCUAAAGUUCAGCUUGAAUGAAGCAUUCUGUUGUUUCCAGCAGAAUAGAUAGCGGUGUGUUGCAGGGUCUGUGUAGUGCCCAUACCGUUUCCCUGAUUUGCAAAUGUGACUACAGGCCUCAAGAGGUUGGCGGCAACUGGAAUAAACCAGUCUACCAAUAGUACUAAAACAACCAAACAAUGGAGAUUGAAAUGUUAAGAGCAGAAACACUGCAUCCAAUUAAAACUUGGGCCUCUCCCCUAAAUGCUCAGUGAAACACCAAACUCUUAAUGCUAUGUCUGCGCCAGGAGGCUAAAAGCAAGGGGCCAUAUGGCUAUCCCAGAGGAGGGAGCCCCAAAGCCUGGAGGGACUGGUCAAAAACAUCCUGCUCCACAUGCCCACCAGCCUGAUCUCACCAGGCAUGGCGGUGUAGAGUUGCACCAUGGGCAGGAGUGGGAAACCUCUUGCCUGGGAGCCCAAUGUGGCCCUCCUGGCAUCUCUAUCUGACUUAGGCCACUCCUGCUCUCUGUAGGCCAUACCCUUCUCUGGCCUUGCUUACCUGGAAUGUGCUGAUGACUUGGUUACUUGGAUGAGAGACAGAGAGGGGUGCCUGGAGAAUCUUCCAGCCCACUCAAUAUACAGUGGCAAAAUUUGCCUUCUUUGCUUCAUCCACUGGCCUGUGGUCCCAGGAUGCUUCCCCAGAAGGAAAUGUGGCUCUUAAUCUGAAAAAGGCUCCCCACCCCUGGCUGUGGGGGAGGGGGAGUAUAAAUUGUGGCUGAAUUUGGCCUUGAUUAGAUUCAUAGCUUUGUUAUCUAGCAGCCAGCUGCAAAGCCUUGACCUGUAACAGUUUCAGUAGGCCUUGGCUCUGUGGGCAGAUGCUUAGAAUUCUACCUUAAAUAUAUGGUUAGUCUUAUCAGGAAGCUAAAUAAAUAUUAGUGUUUUAAAAGGCUUGCAGAACAGUUUUACCUCUUCCUUAUUAUUUCAGUUUAGAUUUUUUACCCUCCCUUCGCUAUAAGGUCCCAGGGCUUAUCGUACUCUAUACUUGUUAUGUAAACUCUGCACCAUACUGACUUUGGAGUGUUCUGCAGCCUAAAAUCCUUGCAUAGCAACAAUGGGGCAGCAAAGUCCAGAGAGAGAACUGCUUUCAGGAUUUUUGCACAGAUUGCCUCUUCUUUCUGCUUUUAUUGCCAGACUACAGGAACUGGAUCUGACACUCUUCCCCACCCGGCUCCUUCACCUUCUGAGCUAAUCCCCCAUACAUACAUACAAACAAUCAAAACCAUUUUUGUGCUCCUCUAAUCAGGCAACCCUCAGAGUUCUCACGUAUUUGCCUGUAGGAUUCCAGGUGAGCUGUUCUGAACAUGCCUGCCUCUUGAAGUGACACAGCCACCUCCCCUUAAUUCUUUGAGAUUGAGAACAUCUUUAAUAAAAACAAUUUAAAAAGGAAAUUAAGAAUUCAGGUGGAGGAAGAUGUUUGCUAGAGGAGUUGGGGGCUCCUGUCCUAUUUCUAGCAACAGGAGUUGCUAAUAUCUGGCAGGGCCUCAGUUUAUGACCUAAGAGAGCCAGCAUUUUCCCACGAGAAAAGAUGCUUCUUGAGCUAUCGGAGUUCAAAGCAUCAAAGACUGGUAUCAGGUCUGGAACUGUGUCUGGAGGCAAAUGAGGAGCUAGUGUGAUUGAUGCAUUAUUGGUGCUAUGCGCUCUCUGGCAGGCUCCAGGUAGCACCUUUGUUGUUGCAUUUUGAACCAAUUGAAGCUUUAGAGUCCUUUUCAGAACAUGUUGCAGUGGGCUGACCUGCAUGUUUCCAAUGAUUGUGGCCAAUGUACAUUCACACGGUGAGCUGGCAGAUGAUGCUAUUGGCUGUCCGGCUACCUGGGUUCCCUCAAGGUUCAUAUCUACUUUGAGAGAGAAAGUGUGCACACUACUAGCAUAGACUGAACACCUAAACUUUAAUCAGUUUUGGGAAGUGUUGUAAGAAAAAAACUGCUCCCUUUCCCUUAUGGGGUAUCUAAAAGCCCGUAUAGAGUCCUUACGUAGGUUUUCUAUUGGCAGGAGAAAAUAACAGAGGCAAACCAGAGAAUAUUGAGAAGCAAAGCAGCUAGUAAGCAUGAUCUUUAUUAAACUGUUGCAACAGGGUCUCCUGCUCACCCUACGCAGGGAGGGAGGAGAGGAACCCAGGACAUUGGUUUCAAGCUCUUAUACUGUACGUAUAGACUUUUGAAAUUGCCUACUAUCCUGUAGCUCAAGACCACCCCCCAAAACAUCAUAAAUACAUCACAGAAAGAGGUGGUCCCCAGCAGUAAUUUGAAAGUGUUGCUUCUAUCCUGUCUGCCAGAAUACCUGAUAAUGCCUUAUCUGAUUGCCGUUUCUGGGUAGCCUGGCUUUGAGAUGGUAAAUACUUAGUUUCUGAAUCUGUUAUGCAUAUUGAUAGUGUGCUCAGCUUAACAGAUACAGUGGUGCCUCGCAAGACGAAAUUAAUCCGUUCCGCGAGUCUCUUCAUCUUGCGGUUUCUUCGUCUUGCGAAGCAACCCUAUUAGCGGCUUAGCGGUUAUUAACGGCUUAGCGGCUUUAAGAAAAAGGAAACAAACUCGCAAGACGUUUCGUCUUGCGAAGCAAGCCCAUAGGGAAAUUCGUCUUGCGGAACGACUCAAAAAACUGAAAACUCUUUCGUCUUGCGCGUUUUCCGUCUUGCGAGGUACCACUGUACUUGCAAGGCUGUAUUUACAGGGAAGUGUAAGCCCCUACAGUCCAAAGAGAAUUGGAAAGCUUUUCCCAUUUCCUUCCUCCUUGCAGAGAAACAUUUGAGGUCAAUUUGGGAGAGUCAGAAUGGCUUCAGGAUUGUUCUCCUGUACUAUUUCAGACACAUGGUUUAUAUACGUACAUAUGUGUUUGCCUUGUACGUUUAUACACACACACACACACACACACACACACACAUAUGAUCUUAGAAUUCCUAUAACAGAGGGUUAACAGGUGACAUAAAAAUAAAUAACAGGACCAAUGCUCUUUUAAAAAACAAAAGCUGUGAGUAGUAAAGUUACGACACCCUUUUCAAAGGCAAAAGUUAACAUUGAUAAAGUUUUCCUGAUACUGUUAUGAUUGUAUGUAGGGACAUCAAUCUUGUCUGAGCCAACAUUCAUCUCGUCUACAUAAGAAAAAAGUCAGGUCAAUUCCCCGAGGAUGUUACAGUCUAAUUACAGUUGAUCUAAUCCUGCUAUAGUUGACUGUUCUUUGGAUUGCAAACUUUGGACUUGCUGUUGGGGCCUGUUAUGCCUCCCAUAUGAACAAGUUAGCAAACACAGUGUCACUUGGCUUUAAGUAAAGUUUUAUGAAAUCAGUUCGAGUUAGGCGGGGGAGCAUGUGGCCUUCCAGAUGUUGUUCUACUGUAGUUUCCACCAUCCCAUGGCCAGACUGCUUGGGGCUAAUGGGAGCUGAAGUCCAGCCACAUCUGGAGUGUCUCGAGUUAUCCGUCUCUGCAGUAAGGGAAUCCAAUGCAAACAAGUAUUUCCAUCUGGUACUAGUGAACGAAUAGAACGUUUGUAAAGAGUAAAUUAAGCCUAUAGUACUAAUAAUUAUGUUAGCAGAAAUAGAGGCAUGUUUGGCACUCUGAUUCAGAGUUGGGAUACUGCCAGGGAGACAAAGUCCAUCAUGGCCCCAAGCCGUCUGCCGGACGAUCCAUCGAUCUCCCGUAGGCCCGCAGUAUCAGCAAUUAGCGACAUGAGUUUCUAGAAGAUUUCUUGCCACAUUCCAGAGCUCAUGCACACUCUAUCAGCAAAUAAUGCACAGCCAAAAGUUGCACUCAGGAGAGCAUUAUUUACAAGUUUAUUCAGCGUUGAACAGAACACAGAAAAACAUGACUGCCUGCUUUAGUGUCUAUGACACACAGAGAGAAAACGAAAGCAACAGAAAACAUAAACAUCCUGUGAACAGGACAUGCGCAGACUCUGACUCACAAAGCCUGCUCCCUUUUAAGGUGGAACGGAAAUAUCCUAACAGUUUUGCCUGGUGAUUUGAGGUGUGCUUUAUCAGAAGCCUACCCCACAGGGUUGUUGUGGAGAUGCUAACUUGAGCUUCUUGGAGAAAAUUGUGGGAUAUAAAUGCAAUAAAUAAAAUACUUAUACUUAAAGCUGUGUCCCCAAGAGCUGAAUCAAAUGGUUUCAAAUGUUUUAUUCCCUCUUUCAUUAAGAUCUUUUUUGUUCUUGCAGGGAAAGUUGGUUCUUUGUGCUUUAAACCUGUAUUAAAAUCCUUAGGGAUAACCAAUAUUUCAAAGUGUUUAGGCUAAUUUAUUUAUUUCCCCCCUUUUCAUUGUUUCCUCAUUUAUUUAUUUCUUUUUCAGGAUCAUGCAAAAUGGCAAAUCCUGAACUUGAUCCAGAUAUUUUCAAUCACAUCACGUUAUAUGGAGCGUAUGUCAGACCGUGUUGUGAACUGGUAAGCUGUGCUUGAUUUUCUUGCUGCCUUCUGGUACUAGCUGUAGUGCAGAGAGAGGGAGACACAGAGAGUGGCAUAGAAUCAGCUUAAUUUUUUAUUUCCCAUAUGUGCACAUCUUUUGUUCGUAUAUCAGAAAAAGAAACACAUUUGGCACCACUGAUGAUAGGCAUGCAGUGACGCCUUUUUAUUGACAUAUUUGUUCAUUUUUAACAUGGAUGACUGUGGGUUAACAUUGCAGCAAAGAGCUAUUGGUAAUGGUCUGUCAGGUGUCUUGUUCUGUCAUCGUAGAAACAGGAGAGGAUCAUAGGCGGUACUAGGAAACAGUUUUUUUAAAAAAAUAUGCUGUAGACUUGUGCUUUGGGGGUGGAAGGCCCAGUCUGAAGGCCAGUCACAAGGUAACAUCAUUCUCUAUUAAAUGCUUUGACGUGCAACAUUUCACCAUGGUAAACUAGUUUCUGUUUCUGAAGUUCUCUCCUGUCCCCUACUAUACAUUUCAAAGGGUAUUUCAUACACCGGCUCUAUGGCACUGUUCUGCCACAAACUGCUUUAUGUCGGUCCAUUGCAAAUCAUCGCCAUGCUGCUGGAUUAGAAGUUCUUUUCUGUCCUUCUGUAGCAAACAAAGUCCUUCUGUUUCAGCGGUGAAAACAACGCUCAGCUAGCCUGUAUAACAUACAGCAGGCUUUUCAGAGCAAACAUCCUCUUCUCAGCCUGCAUUGAGAAACUGCUUGGUAGGAGCAUGGUCUGCAAAAGAGAUCAGGUUUGGUUCUUGAUAACUUGUUGGUAAUCCUUUGAGUUGCAUUCAGAAGCUGUUCCUGGAUCAGAUGACUCACUGUUGCUUCACGUGAGCUGUUUUUAACUUUUGGUUCACAUUAUUUGCCUUCAGUGCUUUAACUGUCAAUAUCUAUGUUGUUUUGUAGGUUCGUGCAAAAUUUGGAAGCUGUUCUUCAGUGAAAUAUAGACCAGGUACAUAAACUAACAAUGCAAGUUAGUAAGAAAUUCUUUUUCCUCUUUAGUUUGUCUGUCUAUGGUUGUUUUAAUGGUCCCGUCCUGCAUUUUGCUGUGCUGCGGAAGAAUAGACUUAAGAUCUGAUGUAGCAGUCAAGCACUGGUUCAGAUCUUCAGAUUUGUAAGGCUUAUUAGAGCUUAGUUUUAUUUUUCCUUUCUUUUUGUUCCAUAGGUGAAAUCUGUAAAAUAUGGUGUAGUAAACCAGUUUCUGAGUUGCACAAAUAUUGUGACAUGAUCAAAAUAUAUACCUUUUGGCCAUUUUUAUUUGCGCCUGGAUGUAAACACACAAAGAAAUGUCUUGAUUCCAGGUAAGCAGGCGUUUUUCUUGUUCAUUAAAUGUUUACUUUGCACUCUUGUUUGAAAGCUGAAAUAUGGAAAACCUGUGUAUGUUUUGCAGCAUCAGGACAGAGAGCGGUUCUAAAAGUAGAAUGCUAACAUUCUUUUUUUUAAUGGGUCAUGGGGAAAUAACAAUAAAUUAACUAGCACAAUUUUUUCCUAGUCCCUCACCUUUCUACUUUUUAUAACAUCCUGUCUUAUUAAGAGUACUGGAGAACUUGAAUCUCUAUCACAAUUCUGUGACAUUUUGGUUGGUUCCGUUAAAGGCAUGGCCCAACUGAAUAUUUUGAAUCUUUUCUUAUGGACCAGCAUGCCUAUCUUUGCUUUGUAAAUUAUUCAGAAUAAACACUCAGUUGGACUUACUACUGAAUAGACAUGCUUGUUUGACUAUUGAUGUUUAAAUGAAUUAUGAGUGUCUCAAAAUCUGUUUUAAUAUGUGUACAUAGUUCUAAGUACCUUCUUUAUUUUGAUCUUUCUCAUAUAGUAGUAGAAAAUGUCAUUUAAUGUGAAUCUGUUUAUAUUUAAGUGAUUGUGAAGUGGGUGAGCUCAAUCUGGAGAGACUAUAUGAAAUCGAGACAUUAGAAGAUGUUACUGAUAUAGCCAAAAAGUUUGCGGUAAGUCAUUAAGAAGAUUAUUAUUCUAUAUUUAUUUAUACUCCGCCUUUUCUCCCUGACGGGGACUCAAGGCAGCUUACAGAUAAAAAUAAGAACCACUAAAAACAUAGAAAAAAGAUAAUUAAAAACCAAUUAAACAUUGAUAGAAUUUAAACUAUAUACAUAUUGAAGCCAUACAAGUAGUUAUAAUGAAAUCGGCAUGGCAGCAGCCCUUUCAUUAAAAACAAUCAGUUUGUGAAAGCCUGUUGGAAUAAGAAAGUCUUCAUCUGAUGGCGGAAGGACGAUAAGGAGGCAGCCAGUCUAGUUUCCCUAGGGAGGGAGGGAGGGCCAAAGUCUGGGAGCAAUCCUAGCCAUGCCUAAUCAGAAAUAAGGCCCAUUGGAUUCAGUGGGGCUUUCUUCCUGGCAAGUAUAGGUAGUAUUGUGUAGCCUUACUCUUGAAUCUCAGCUGAAGUUAGAAAACCCCUUCAGAUCAGUGACAUGGUGUUAAAUGAGUGCAGGUUAGGGUUGUUGAUAAGCCUUUGCUCUUUUUCUUCUCUCCACCCCCAGGAUGUUCCACGUUUCAUCAAUGGCAUAUUGAAAAUUGGAGCUGAAAUAGACAAUGUAAGUUUGUUUUCAGCUCCCGGGCUCAAAUACUAGAAGCCUUUUUGCUUUGUAAGAAUCCCACACCACUUUUUUUGAAUAAACACAAUGUUUACUAAGAUCUAUAUCCUGCCUUUCAUCCAUCAUGGAAGGCAUCGGACCAGUGGUUCCCAGGUGAUCUCCCAUCCAGCUGCUGACCCUCCUAGACCUCCUUAGAGUUAGCAGAUUUAUAGGAGCUGCAAGCUUUUUGUGGAUUAUUCAUGAUCCAAAAUGCAAUCAUAAUGUGACUUGUGGAUCAUGGGGAGCGAACUAAAAACUGCUGUUUGUAAAACCCAAUCAGAAUGAUCCAAUGAAUGUACUGGAUAACAAUCCAGCAUAAACAGCAGAGUUCUUGGUGUCUGCAGAAAUUAAUUCUUUUCAUGGAGGCAAGAGUAUAACUGCAGGCCACUGGCUUGAUUCUGCAGUCUUUAUAUUAUUUAACACCCUCAUGCCUGGAUGGCUAUAUUUGUAUUUAAUUUUAACUUGUUUUUUUUUUUAAAGUACUUCAAGUAAUAGUAUCUUAUUUCUCCUUCAUCUGAAAUAGAGAAUCUUCAAUAUUUAUGAUGCUCUUGACUGGAUAAAAUAUGCUGAUGACAUCGGUAUUUUACAGAAAUUAGAAAAGCUUGGAAAUUAUUGUUGGCCUUUCCUAGAAGUUUUCUUUGCUGAAUGUAAGUUAUACACAAUGUUACAAUGAGUGGUGUAUGGAAAAAUGUGUUCCUGUUCCUGCUUAAUCUUAAACUCCGUGGUUCACAGUUGGGUGAUACUUUGACUAAGACCAACCAAAAAGUCACAGAAAUGGUGGCAAGCUUUUGAGUUUUGCGGAACUCUUCAACAGGUGAUAUGUUACACAAAGCAGGAAGCGGUAAGAUGAUUAUAAUUGGGGUUUUUAAAGGCUGUAGAUUCAGUUCCAGGAUAAAGCUUUCAUGGAACAUUAUUCCUCAUGAAGAGCUCUGAGAAAUCAAAGGUUUGCCUUAUUUUUGUGUCUUUUUGGUUGCCCCCCCCCAAAAAAAAACAUAUGGCCCAAAGGUUUUUUGUGUGUGGAUCAACCUUUGUUCCAUAAUACUAGCUCUAUAAAGGCAGCUUUUUUUGUUUUUGUUUCUCUAGUCCUAAUUGAAAGUAAUUUUUACGGCGUUUGUAGUUUUUUUUUUUUUUUUUUUGAGGAAACAGCUUAUUUUUCACUGGUAUGAUGACUCACAUCCGGUCUACUACUGAGCCCGUGUUCUUUUCAUUUAGACUUAGACCAAGCUGAAGUUAACAUAUCACUACCAGUUUUACUUCAAGAUAGGAAGUCAAGGUCAGGGGGGAUACCAAGUUAACUGAUUAUUUCUGCAGUUGAAGACCAAAAAUACAGCAUCCUCCCAAUAUAUACCAGUUGGCAACUUUGUGCUGCCAUGUGCCUUAAGGUUGUUCGCUGGUAAAUUUAUCGGCCUGGAUCCAAAGUGCUCCGUGCAUGAGUAAGACAUUAAUUCUCAUGCAUGGGGGAUCAUAGAUUUCUACCACCUCCCAGAUAUAGUGCCAGUCGCAUGCCAUGUUGUUUCUUGGAGUAGCUUCUUGGGUAGCAAGAGGGGCUGCAUGAUUCUUUAGAUCCAGGCCACACUUAAGCGAACCUGUUCUUUGAAAUAUCAUGGAUGGGGAAGCUUUUUGGCUCCAUAGGAUCAACCUUGCAGGCCAAAUUUGACAGGUGGGUGGCAGCACCUGCCAGUCACACAUCAUUAUAACAUUACGUGGUUGAGAAGUAGGUAGUCCUGCCUACAUGUCAGAAUCUCUGGUGCUGAGCAUUGGUCUGGCAAAGCGCUUCUUUCUCCCAUCCCUUUCCUGCAAUUUACAGGCAUUGCUUCACAUGUGAGAAAUCCCCAUCAUGAUCAAUGUCUUCAGAAAAUCAGGUUUCUUUCAGCGACCGGGGGUGGGGCCACAGGGACUGUAGGAGGGACUUCUCCCUCACCCAGCUAGCUGGUGUUUCCUUUUGCUUGUUUUCUUUGACUGUGUGUGCCUGUUCCCGACAUUGAACAGGCGUGCAUAGCCAAAUUGAGCUGGAUUUAACCCCUGCUCAUCAGCAGUCAAGGGGUGUGUGUGUCAAUCUUGCUAGCUUUGACUUUGAGCACCUGUUAGGAACAAGGUUUCCUUCUGGGAACAAGGAUUCGACACAGAAUUGAACCCCUCUCUCCCUCAGGGGACAUCAGCCCAUGGACAGGUGGCAUGAUUUGGGAGAAAUUUACUUUGUUAGUAAAAAAAAAAAAUCUCUUUCUGCAACUUUGAAAUCUUUUUUGAUUUGGAAAAUAAAAAUGGAAGAUUGAACUACUCACUUGGAUUACACUAGUGUACAUAUGUGUGAUAUUUAUAUAGUUCUUAAAGGAAUAAUUUUGGGCAGGGAAAAGUAACUCUUAAGUACAUGUCAGUACUAUAGUUGGUAGCAGUAAACAUUGUACUGUGUUUCGCUUUGUAGACAAGCAUCUCAUAAGCAAAAUUAUAUUGGAGGACUACAACUUAAUAGAAGCAUUUGAAUCUCAAAACUGUGACGGUUGUAUGAAGGUAAGAUUUAAACAAAACGUUAUAUUAAAAAAAUAAGAGCUUACUUGUAAAUGCCACACCUUUCAUUUGGGCAGAGAAACCACCCUCUAGUAGUAUCUCAGUAUUGUCUAAAUUGAGCUUCAGUUUAUUGGCUCUCAUCUGGUUUAUUACCAAGGCCUGGCACCAGUCCAGAACAUUCAGCGCCACAUCUGCUUGAGCUGUAAAGGAGAUGUAGAGUCGGGUGUCAUCAGCAUACGGAUGAAAGCAAACUCCAGAACUCUUGGAUGACCCCCCACUAAGUUUCAAGAAGAUGUUAAAUAGCUUGGGGGAUAAAAUCAAACCCUGAGGAACCCUGUAAUGGAGGUUCCUCCAAGCAGUGAUCCAAGUUAAAGUGGAAUCACUGCCAAACAGUAUCUGCAACUCCCAGCUCCGACAGUCUCCCCAAAAGAAUACCAUGGUCAUUUGUAUUGAAAGCCACUGAGAGGUCAAGGAGAAUUAACAGGGACACACUCCCCUUGUCCCAACACAAGUCAUUAUACUACAAGGGUGACCAAGGCCAUCACACUCAUCCAAGAGGUCUGAGGUUGGUUCAAAACCACCCAUUCAAGAACUUUACCUGAAAAAGGAACGUUUGCAAUGUGCCUAUAGUUGUUCAAGUGUUCUGGAUCCAAGGAUUUCUCAGAUAAUGGUCUCACUGUUGAAAUUGCUUGUUUGUAUUGUGGCUUGUUAGCAUCCAAACACAGUCAUUGUGUAACACAAUCUUAAAAAUAACUUAAAGAUGUUUCAUAGUUUAAGAUGAAUUUAGUAAACUGUAUAUAUAUGCACCCAUCUGAAAUUGCUUUACAAUUGAAGUUAAUUUGAAUUUGUCCUGUUUCAUUACAGAAAAGUGAUCUCAUGAAAAAUUGGGGAAAUGAAGCAUUUGCUAAAGAGCAAUUUGAUAUUGCUGCCGCUUCCUAUACAAAAGCUAUAGAAUUAUGGUAAGGGAUAAAUUAUAUUAAUGAACAAAGAUGUAGAAACAUGCAUUUGAGAUAAGAACCUUUUUGGACAGAAGAUGAAAGGUAUUUUCUAUAUGAAGAGAAGAGUAGUUCCCAAAGACAGCUGCUCCUAUACAGAGUAGGGUGUAUGGAAUGCACUAUGGGUAUUGUAGUGUUUCUUUGCAUUCUUAGUGCCCUUUUAAUUAGAUUUUACUUCACCUGAAAUUGUCUAUUUGCUUUCAGAGGGGUUUAUUUUUUCCUUGGCGCUUGUCACCAAACAAUUAGCAUCUUUUAGUGGAUCAUGUUGACCUGAGAGCAGAAUCCCUUAAGUAGGAUUUUAAAGGUCCAGUAGGGAGUAGUGACUGUUUAACAAACCGCAUGAUUUAUCGCCUCAAUCUGGAUUAAGAUUUGGUCUUUUGAGACAGAAGAAACAGUGUACCCUCCACUGUUUUUUCUUUUGGUGGCCAUUCCUAAUACACCAUGGGUUUUGUCCAACAGUGUCCCUCAGCUGAUGGUAAGGCUUCCUAGAGGAAAGAAGCAAUUUUCAACCACUUCCUUCGCUCCACUAGCUCACGGUGCACCACUUAAAUCUGCUCUGGUGGGCUUCCCAACUUUCUGGAGCAAUUAAGAGAGUGUGAGGGGGCUGCAAGGGGGAGGGGGAAAAAUGCUCUGCUGCUGGAAGCCUUACUGUCAGCUGAGUAGCACUGUUUGAGAGAACUUUGUAGUUUAUAGCUGUUCAGUAGAGAUACGGGAUGACAGAGUUAAUAAAAACCUGUCAUAUUUGAAACCACUUGAAUAGCAAUGCUUGGCAAUGUAUUUAGUAAGUAGCCCCACUAAUACAAAUCAAUAUUACAGUACUGAAAUUGAGUGCUGUGCCUAUCAGCAAAGGUAAAGGUAACGGGACCCCUGACCGACUCUGGGGUUGCGGCGCUCAUCUCGCUUUAUUGGCCGAGGGAGCCGGCGUACAGCUUCUGGGUCAUGUGGCCAGCAUGACUAAACCGCUUCUGGCGAACCCGAGCAGCGCACAGAAACGCCGUUUAGCUUCCCGCCGGAGUGGUACCUAUUUAUCUACUUGCACUUUGUCAUGCUUUUGAAUUGCUAGGUUGGCAGGAGCUGGGACUGAGCAACAGGAGCUCACCCCGUCGCGGGGAUUCAAGCUGCUGACCUUCUGAUCGGCAGGUUCUAGGCUCUGUGGUUUAACCCACAGUGCCUCCCAUGUCCUGUGCCUAUCAGUAGUACUUACUAUUUACAGCAGUCACUACCUAUGUUACCUGCAACAAUUGCGACUUUUAACUUCGGUUAGGCUGACACUGGGACUGCAGGUGUACCUGUUUCUGAAUUCACCCUACAUGGGGAGACUGCUGUAAACUAUUCUCAAUGAGUUUGUUAUGCAGACCACAGCUUUUCAAACCUUGCGUAUUAACUGCUACCAAAAAUCCAAACUAAGGCAGGAAAGUCAUCUUGCAUAAUUACAUGUAUGGCUCAACUUUCAGAAGACUAUUUUGGUUCAGAGUAAAUAAACUGAAUGCAAUCUAACCUUUUUUAAAGGCCUGAAAAUCACAUUCUUUAUGGCAACCGGGCUCUCUGUUUUAUCCGAACUGGACAAUAUAAGUAAGUAUAUUUUUUUUCAUGGGAUUCAAUGACUACAUUUGAAUGGAACCCUAAGCUAUGGUUUAGUGUUAUAUAAGUGACUCUAGCCUGCUCUCCUGGGCUUGCAUGCUCCCCUCUUCCUCUGCAUGACAUGUGAUCGGAAAGAGAAGUUUGGAAGCUCUUGUUCUUAUUCAGCUGUGGGUAGCGAUAACUGUGGUUAGUUUAAAACAAGUCUACUUCAAAACAUGGUUUAUGAAGCUGGCUUAUUAAACUAACCACAGUUAAUCACAGUUCUUGGUUUGGAUGAAAUGGCAAAAGUUUGCUUAAAAGGCAAGUGGAAUUCCAUACCUUCAAACCCCUUGGCCAGAAGGGACUGGGAAUGGAGGAGUGUGAAAGCUUGAGAGGGCUUGCAGUUGAGUGUUCAAACACUGCCUAAGUAUAUUUAUCUAAACUGAAUAGGAAUCUAAUGGUCCAUUUUUUUAAAGCUGUGUUGCUUUAAGAGACUAAAUGGCUAUGUAACAUUUCAUCUGCACAUUUAUAAAGUUAAAUUUCCAGCUGCGAAAUUUAGUAUUAUUUUACAUUACAGAGGAUUUAUUUCAGUUUGUUAUAGUUUCUCAUCCUCUUCUACACCCACUUGCUCAAUGGCAUGAGCAAGAGCGAAAAAGCAAUUAAUUUUUGGUUUGAUUGGAAGGAAGGAAUUGAGGAGGAGGGCAUUAAAUUGGAAAUGUUUUCAGCUAAUCUCAGUUUUUAGAGCUUUUGGGUUUGGUUUUGAUCUCUUUUGGGACUUUGAAUCUUGGGGAAGCUGGUGAGCAUUGGAUUUGAUGCAUGUUAGUGUCAAAUAAAAAAAAGUGAUCUCUCAAAGACAGAAAUACACAGUGGUCAGAGACCAAAGAACAAAUGAACCAAAGAAUUGUAGGGAUACCAAGGGUCAUCUAGUCCAACCCUCUGCAAUGCAGGAAUCUUAACAAAAGCAUUAAUCAAAGAUGGCCAUCCAACCACUGUUUGAAAACCUCCAAUGAAAGAGAGUCAAUAAUAAUAAUAUAGUAAGUAAGUAAGUAAUUUUUGAUUUAUACUCCUCCCUCCCUGGCUAAGACCGGGCUCAGGGAGGCUAACAUCAAAUAUCAAAUACAUCAAAACACAAUCAAACAAUUGAUUAAAAUACAGCUUAAAAAUUAGAAUCAGGAUAAAAUUAGAUGAUUGCCCAGGAAUUACAACCAUAGGGGUCGGGAACCUCAAGUAUUCAUCAGGGCCAGCUAUCCAUGUUGGUCCCACAUGAGGUGAUAAAAGGGCCAAAGAGGUAACCUACAGGGUCCCAUAGAGGGGGGUCAAACUGGGCCCGGACCAAAGGCCAGGCGGAACAACUCCAUCUUGCAGGCCCUGCGGAAAGAUGUUAAGUCCCGCAGGGCCCUGGUCUCCUGCAAUAGAGUGUUCCACCAAAGCUGGGGCAAAUCUGAAAAUAAUAUAAUAUAUUAUUUAUAUCCUGUCCAUCUGGCUGGGUUUCCCCAGCCACUCUGGGCGGCUUCCAACAAAAGACUAGAAAACUAGAAAUACUGUCAAACAGCUCUUAGCGUCUGAAAGCUCUUCCUGAUGUUUAGUCCAUAGAACUAGUUCAGUGAAGUACUUUGAAACUGCAGAUAGUUUCAAAAAAGUAGUUUAUUGGAUGGUAAGGAGAUCAGGUGCUCAGAGCAAAAAUAAAUAUGAUAAAUUCCACCAGCUAUGACCCAAGCCACCUCUUUGGAUCCCAACCUGUCCUGUAUUUUCUGUAUUGCUUUUCUGUAUCUUGGAGGUGAAUAUUAUGCCUUCUCCUCCUUGAGGAGUAAGGAAUUUUUAUUUUUUUUUAUUUUUGGUAAAUUAACAUAGAUUCCAACUUUACAGAGUGGACAGUCGGCCCACCUUAGUGUUUUGGUUCAGACUAGACUUGUAGGAAUGCUGGAUGGUAUAUUGGACCUUUCAGUGAUGUCCUUUUCUGUUGACGAAGCCUGUUAGCAUUGAACUGUUGCCAUGUUGGUUUGGGUCAAUAUCUUUCUUCGUAUGCUCUAAGAGUACUCGGAAGGAAAACCUGGCAGGAACAAACGUUCAAAUAGAAGGAAAGACUAUCUUACUCAGUAGUCAGUAGCAUUCAGGGAGGUAAAUGUGAAGGGCUUUGGUUCUGCAAGGCUAGGUCUGUGAAGACAAAAAUACCCCCCCCUCUGGUGAAGUCAGAAUUUGAACCUGGCUUCCCCCAGGAGGAGAUGUGAGUUGAAGAAUCCUCUGUCUGCUCUCCAGAAUGGGAAUUCAUGGUGAGUGAAAUUUCUUCUCUUUUAACGACAGAACUUUCUCAGGUUUUUGGAUUUAGUCUUGCAAUUUGAAAAGCUUAAAAAAUGUACUAUAUUUGAAUGAGAACAUUUUCCUCAUUCAUUAGUAUCUUAACUUCUUACUGUUUUCAGAAAAGCCCUGUGUGAUGGGAAGAGAGCCAUAAUUUUGAAGCCCAACUGGCCAAAGGUUAGCUGCAUUUCUUUCACAGAUCUGUCUUUGCUGGAACUCAAGUCAGAAAACAUUGAACAUUAACCAUUAUAUAAACAGGAAGCUUCCCUUUUUGAGUUAAUUUGACUAGUUAUAAAUCACUGGGGGAUAGAUACACUGUAUGCAAUAGUUUUAUUUAUUUAAAAGCAUUUCUAAACUGGUUCAUAUAGAAAAUAUCUCUAAAUGUAAUAUAUUUGUGAGUAGGUAGGAGUUAUGUCCUUGGCAGCUUCUUAAUUGAAAGGACCCAUACCAGUUAUUUUUAGGGCAUGGUCUCUUUGGGCUCCUUUACCCAGUUUUAACAAGUAUGUAUUAGAUUCACUUUUUGUAUCUAAUCUUCUAAUAAUGAUCUAAUGUUGAUCUAAUGUAGAUACUUGUUGAUUCUGGCUUUCUACCAUGUGCCAGCAUAGGAUUGCAUCCAGAGAUCCUGUUUUGCUCACAGAAGAGGCAGUCCCAGUGACCACUUAGGGAGAGUGGGGAAAUUUGAUUUUUGCCCAUUUCCAAUGCAUUCCCCAGAAAUGUGCUCCCUGGGGUUUGGUGAACCUGCCACGUAAUGAGAGGUGGUACAGAUUGUAGUGUGAUACACUAUUGGUUCUUCAGGGGUUAAAGUUUGAACAGGAGGGAGAGGUGGAGCUCAGUAAAGGAGGGACUACCAACACUUAAGUCUCUACUAGAUGAAAAUCCCUCCUAUUAUUUAUUAUUUAUACCCCACCCAUCUGGCUGGGUUUCCCCAGCCACUCUGGGCAGCUCCCAACAUAAUAUUAAAAAUACAAUAAAACAUCAAACAUUAAAAACUUCCCUAAACAGGGCUGCCUUCAGAUGUCUUCUAAAAGUCAGAUAGUUGUUUAUUUCCUUGACAUCUGGUGGGAGGGCGUUCCACAGGGCGGGCGCCACCACCGAGAAGGCCCUCUGCCUGGUUCCCUGUAACCUCACAUCUUGCAGUGAGGGAACUGCCAGAAGGCCCUUGGCCCUUGGCGCUGGACCUCAGUGUCCAGGCAGAAUGAUGGGGGUGGAGCCGCUUCUUCAGGUAUACAGGACCGAGACCGUUUAGGGCUUUAAAGGUCAGCACCAACACGUUGAAUUGUGCUCGGAAACAUACUGGGAGCCAAUGUAGGGUUGGGCUUUUAGACUCAUAUGAUGAAAAUAGGAGUGAAAAUGUUUUUAUUUGGCAAAACUUGCUCUAUUUAGGAGGGUGGUAAUCUCUUUGUUCUUUUUUUUUUUUUGUAGGGACACUAUCGAUUCUGUGAUUCACUCUAUCUCUUGGGGGAACACAAAAAAGCACUAGAAGCAAAUGAGAAAGGCCAAGAGCUGUGCAGAAAUAAUCCUGAAGGAAUUAAGGAUCUUAUACAGCAACAUGAGAAAUUUAAAAAGCAAAUUGAUGAAAUGAGAGGUAACAUUUCCUCUUUAAGAUUGUCUUUAAAUACAGUAAAAUACUUUGUAUAAUAACUUUUAUUUAGUGAAUCAACUUUUUUAUCAUUUAUUUAGGUGUGAAACAAAAUAAACACAGAAUAAAGAAGGCAGUAGUUCAGAAAAAGUAAGUUUAAUUCUAUUUUACUUUAUAUGUGAAAGUAAAUAAAAGUCAAUAAAUAAUAAAUAAAUAAAAUAAAACAGUAAAUAAAAUAAAAGGGGCUAAAUUAAUAUUUUACAAGCACAGAUUUGGUACCACUAGGAGAUGGUGCCCUGGUGUCUUCUCUGCUUAGGGACACGGGUGGCACUGUGGUCUAAACCACUGAGCCUCUUGGACUUGCCGAUCAGAAGGUUGGCAGUUCGAAUCCCCAUGACGGAGUGAGCUCCCAUUGCUCUGUCCCAGCUGCUGCCAACCUAGCAGUUCAAAAGCACACCAGUGCAAGUAGAUAGUGUCCUGUUGUGCCAGAAGCGGUUUAGUUAUGCUGGCCACAUGAGCCAGAAAGCUGUCUGUGGACAAACACUGGCUCCCUCGGCCUGAAAGCGAGAUGAGCGCUGCAACCUCAAAGUCACCUUUGAAUGGACUUAACUGUACAGGGGUCCUUUAUAUUUUUUUACAUUCUCUGCUUCCAAUGUUGGGGCAGUGUCAGUUGUUCUGAAAGCUGCCUUCAGAACUGUCCUUCACUCCCUAGAAAAGGAAAACAGCCAUGUGUGCUUCUCUUAAGAGCCCAGCUGCUCUCUUCCUGCUGUAAAGAAGGGAUCCUGAACGAAAAAGGUUGCAUUUGUAGAUACAGUUAUUCUUAAUGUAAAUGUUGCAGAAAACAACUCUUCACAUCUUAUGAUAGGGUGUUGCUUUAUUUUAUUACCAAAGAACGAUGGCAAAAGAACAUUUCCAGAUCCUAAAACCCCCCUCCUCCACAAGCAAUGUGUGUUUUAUUUUGAAUUAUUGGUUUAGUUCUACAGAAUCUCCUUCAGUCAGUGCCCAGGAAUCAAAGAAGUCUGACAAUGAAAAGAAAACGCAGCCUGACAACAAUCUUGGUAAACAGAGGCAUACAAAGGUAAGUUGUUUUCGUUUGCUUGUUUUUAAAUGCAAAUGCUACUGAGAGCUGCUGUCUGGAAGACAAUGCUGUCAGAAAUUUCCUUAAACAUGAAUAUAAUUUUCAGGGUUCUUAGGUUCCUGCUCCAUAUCUUGCCAACCCUGACUCUGCUGUCGCUUUAACUUUUUGUUGGCAGUGAUAUAGCCUGGCUUUGUAUUAAUUUAUCUCACUUUAAAGUUAUUUGAACUUGGCAAGCAACUAGCUACUUGGCCUGUUAUAAGAAGAUCUGUGAAUGUGACUGAAAAAGGCAACAAACCUUUUAAACAUAGCACUUUUUAAAUCAUGAAAAUAGUUCCAUUGAACAAAGCCAGUCUUGCUUUCAAAUAAAUAUGCUUAGGAUCAGCUAUAACUAGGAAUAUUUUAGAAGCAAGAGUGGUUGCUACUGGGCAAAAAUAGUAUUUCUCUAUGAGAUAGAAAGCAAGUGUCUUAAUCUGGGAAUUUGAAACAUUUCAAAGCUCAGAUAGCUGGAGAGCAUAAUGUAAUAGCACAGGCUCAUCCAUAUUGGUUGAUUGUGAAGCAAUACAUAGGGCGAGAUCUCCUGGAUUCCAGCACCAGUUAGAAGGUCACAAUAGCAAAUAUAAUACAAAUUCCAUUUUUGUUAUUUAUUUGACAUGCUGUUGGAUACGAGAGAGUUUGCAAUUUUGUCCAAGUGCAGUAAAUAAUGUUUCCUGCUAGCCAGUAACAGAAAUCCUUCCCUUUGCUUGCAGGAGAAGGGGAGGAAGGCUAAGGCAAGCUUCAGGCUUACUUUUAAUACCUGCUUACUCUUAAUGCCAAACUAUGUUUUCCUCCUACAAUUAAAUGUAGUCAUUGUUUGAAGGGGAGUUUUGUGUCUUGCUCUUCAAGAGUAAUUUUCUACCCACAUUUCUAAUUAAGAUUUCCUGUUAUUCUUAAUAAUUUUGUCCUGGCUUAGCAAAGUCAUAAACGGUUUAAUGUUGCAUUGUUACGUUGUUGAACCCUGCCUUGGGACCUUAUGGUAAAGGGUGAGUAGGGAAUAAAAACAAAAACAACAACCUGCUAUUUUUGUAUCUUUUUCCUUAUCUGCCUUGCAGUCCUUUUUGUUUCUGUUAAGUAACCUUUCCAAUUAUUAAGUUUUUUUGGCUAUCUUUCAGCAGCUUCCAAGGUGGCUCAUGUUAUAAUAAAACAAGUUUAAAUUCAGGCUUAAUUCCCAUCCCCAGUGAAAAUAGCAGUAAGACAAAAAUAAAAGCAACAAGGUACCAGUAAAAGCAGCCAUAAGAACAGCAAGACAGUAGUAAAAACAUCUGAAAAUAAAAUAUAUAAAAAUCCUGGGAGAAUUGAAAUGUCUUCAUCUGGUGCUGAAAGUCCAACAGAAUUAGCUCUAGCUGAGCAUCUUUGGAGAAGGUUCAUGUAGGGCAUGGGUAGGCAAACUAAGGCCCGGGGGCCGGAUCCGGCCCAUUUGCCUUCUCAAUCCGGCCCGCGGACGGUCCGGGAAUCAGCGUGUUUUUACAUGAGUAGAAUGUGUCCUUUUAUUUAAAAUGCAUCUCUGGGUCAUUUGUGGGGCAUAGGGAUGUCGGAAUUCAAGCCUAUAUCAGUAGUAACUGGCAACUCUCCAGGCACCCGGCUUGAUCUCCUUUUGACCUCCCUGUCUGCAUUCCCCAGCAAGAUCCAGGGCUAGGUCGCGAUAGGCGAUUCUACUCAGCGUGAGAAGAACACACACCCUCUUUCCUGCCCCCCCGGGCAGGGGAAAGAGAUAGACAGAAAUGUAUUCACAUGCCUUUAUUUCUGUCUUUGCAGCAUUACAAAAAACAUGACUGCUCUCUUCGAGCUCCAGCAGUCGAGAGACAAACACUUCCUGUACAGGAACAAUAGGAAGAGCUCAUAUUACACUCUGAGCUAAUUCCGGUGCUUCGCACUGAGAAUUGACUGUCCCUCUGUUUCCCACGGACAGUCCCAACAUUCCCAUCAUGUUUACUUUUCAAGCUAGCAGUUUGCAGCUGCAUUGCUUCUAUAUCGUAACAAGGAAUUCGUUCAUUUCCCCCCCCCCCAAUAUAGUGUGGCCCCCCACAAGGUCUAAGGGACAGUGGACCGGCCCCCUGCUGAAAAAGUUUGCUGACCCCUGACGUAGGGCUUUUGGUCUUGGUGAUUCAUAAACUGCCAGUGCAUCUUAUCUAGUUGAUACCAUAUUACCUAGCUAUAAUUCUGUGGAUGGGACUCAUGAAUUUACUUAGUCCCUUGACAUCAAGAGGAUAGGGUUGCAGGCCCUUCACGUUACUUUGAGAGUGCUUAACCUGUCCAUCCUCUUUACCUGCCAUUGUGCAAAUAAGUAGUAGAGGGAUGACGGCUGUUCUAGAUGAGAGACUGUUGGCUCAGCACAGUUAGCUGAACCUGUGACAACGCAUACAAAAGAAAUUAAGGGUGGAGCUGGGAGGAGAAAGUGAGUCAUUUAGCCGUUCAGAGAAAUGAAACUAAAGAGAAGGCUGUAGACUUGAAGAUUGGCAAAGUGCGUAUGCAGAGUUAAAUUACAGCGGUGCUCCUUUUCAAUGGGAGGAAAUUUUGGCAAAAGCAAGAAAAAACAGGUAUUAAACAAUUACGUUGGGUUUUUGUUUGGCAGCCUUUAGGAUGCUAACUGGGUUUUGAGCAAGUAAUAACUCGAAAACUUACUUCCUGUUCAAAUUGAGAGGCUUCUUCUUUAAGAACAGUAGACAUAUGGCUGCUUCCUGCCAAUCAGCAGCAGGGAAGCUUGGUUCCGCAUAAACUGCAGCCGCAACUGAUAAUAUCUGAGCCCCUCAGCUCUCUGUUUGGGGCAAGAGUUGGGGCAGGUUCUGUUUUGUUCACCAAGAACAUCUUAAGAGUAGUGGAGCUGCAGCUAGUCACCUUCCUGCCAGCUGCUGAAAAAAAGGAGCAUAUAAGCCAUUUAUAUAGCGCUUUUAGAUGUUCAGAGCACUCCAUGUACAUUAUUUUGUAAUUAUUACAACUUUGUUAUAGAGGUUGUUAUUUAUUAUCCCUGUUCCUCAGAUGGAGAUGGUGGGUGGGCUGAGGGAGAAUGGAUUGCCUGAGAUCCCACAGGUGAGAGUCAAGUGGGGCAUUGCAUUUUAGCUCUUUCUCUUGUUUACUAUGCUACAGCAGCUCUUGUAUUAAGGUUUUUAUGAACCAGGCAGGUGCAGCUGCACAGAAAGAACCUUUUCAAAUGCCUUCUUAAUCUCAGUCGGGUCAGGAAAGGAGGAAUGGAUGGAUUCAUUCUGUUGUGAAAUUUGAUAAAAGCGAUCACAUUCUGCAUUUGAAAUGCAGUUUCUUUUGCUAGUACCUGGAGUGGGCAUGGAACAGGAUGAACUGGCCCUAAUCUCAAUUGAUUGGCAGACAGCAGAUAAUAAUAAUAAUAAUAAUAAUAAUAAUACUUUAUUAUUUAUACCCCGCCCAUCUGGCUGGGUUUCCCCAGCCACUCUGGGCUGCUUCCAACUGAAUAUUAAAAACAGUACAGCAUCAGACAUUAAAAACUUCCCUAAAGAGGGCUUCCUUCAGUUUUCUUUUAAAAGUAAAAUAGUUGUUUAUUGCCUUGACCUUUGCUGGGAGGAUGUUCCACAGGGCAGGCGCCACUACCGAGAAGGCCCUCUGUCUGGUUCCCUGUAAUCUUACUUCUUGCAAUGAGGGAACCGCCAGAAGUCCCUCAGCGCUGGAUCUCAGUGUCCGGGCUGAAUGAUGGGGGUGGAGACGCUCCUUCAGGUAUACAGGACCGAGGCCGUUUAGGGCUUUAAAGGUGAUGAUACUGUAACUGGGAAGGUCAUUGAUUCCAAUCUCUCUGCCCUGCUUAACCCAAGAUUCUUAGCGUACAGUCGUACCUUGGAUCCCGAACACCUUGCGAGUCGAACGUUUUGGCUCCCAAACGCCGCAAACCCGAAAGUGAGUGUUCUGGUUUGUGGACGUUUUUUGGAACCCAAACAUCUGACUCGACUUCCACAGCUUCCGAUUGGCUGCAGGAGCUUCCUGUGUAGCCAAUUGGAGCCCGCGCCUUGAUUUCCGAACGUUUUGGAAGUUGAACGGACUUCCGGAAUGGAUUCAAUUUGACUUCCGAGGUACCACUGUGUAGGAAUAAUUAAUAACCUGCAUCAAUGUAAAGGGUAAAGGGACCCCUGACCAUUAGGUCCAGUCGUGACCGACUCUGGGGUUGCAGCGCUCAUCUCGCUUGAUUGGCCGAGGGAGCCGGCGUACAGCUUCCGGGUCAUGUGGCUAGCAUGACUAAGCCGCUUCUGGUGAACCAGAGCAGAGCGGUACCUAUUUAUCUACUUGCACUUUGACAUGCUUUCGAACUGCUAGGUUGGCAGGAGCAGGGACCGAGCAACGGGAGCUCACCCCGUCACAGGGAUUCGAACCGCCGACCUUCUGAUCGGCAAGUCCUAGGCUCUGUGGUUUAACCCACAGCGCCACCCGCAUAAAAUUUGGUAAAUAGCAAUAGGUAGAUUGAAGCAUAGGUGCUGAUAUAUCACACCCCUUUUCACUGUGUGAUCAGGAAAAAUAGUCCAAAAAUGGGGAUAUACAUGAACAGAGUUGAAGCUUUGAAGUUCCCAUCCUUUUCUAUAGAGCCAGGUUAAGAGGCAGCAAAAUCUACCCUCUCCCUAUCUUGAACACAAGGAUCACCAGGGGUUGUGAACAUUUUAGCCCUACCCUAGCAGCUUCCUGAAUGCAUCCAUUUACUUAACUUCAUGUAAGUGGGUUGGUUGGGAAUUCACUCUUGCUGGGGAAAAGUGAAGCAUUCCUGUUGCACACGCAUAGGCAGCGAUGGCUAAACCUGCCUUCCAGUCCUUAGGUUAGGCGGUAUAGCUUCCUCCUAAGUUGCAUUAUGCAAGUUGGGUGUGUUGGGCUUCAGUUAAGAGUACACAGAGAUGCUUUGCAUUCUUCCCCAAGGACCUUUGCCAUUUGUAACUGCGCAUCUGAUUUAGCAAGUAUUAUAACAUUGCCAGCCUGCUCUGAGCACAGUUAGACAGUUAAGGAGAUUUGAAACUCACGGCCUAAGAUGCCUUCCCGGUAGAAGCAUUUGAGCUCUUCCAUUUCCAUGGGUGAACACACACAACACUUCAUAUCAAGGAAAUCUAUUCAGGUGGGUGGUUUUAGCAACAUGCCCCUUUCUGGUUCAGUGGGAGGAAAUACUCAUUUUAAAAUCUUUUUACAGGUAGCAGCUAAUACCUUAACUAAAGAAAACAAAGAUCGUCUUUCAGAUAUUUCGCCAGGUAAGUUAAAAUAAGUUAGACCAUAUGUGGUCCAUGGUAUGGAUACCCCAAAACAUUAGUGUGUCAGGCAGAGGCGCCGACUUGGGUCCCCCAAUGUGGGUGUUGAACGUCGGCACGCACCGUGCCAUAAUGUUGCUCCAUCAUAUUGGAGUGGCUCUGGUGUUGCUACAGCGACUGGAUAAGGGCCUCCGCACACUGUUCCCUGCUGCCCUCCGUACCUGGUGCCUCCACACACAAUUUAUUCCAUUUCUGUUCAGCAAUCCUUGCAUCUUUUUUUCUCUGAGUGAAGCUUGAAAAUUAUUGCAUAGACCAGGAUAAAGACAUCAGAAUUCUCAGUCAGCUUUGUACAGUGUUGGCACAUAACAAUCAGUUUCUAAGCGUUAGCAUGUUGCUUUUUUCAGCCCUGUCAAAUUUUCAGCUUCUUUGUACAGUUCCUUGAAAUUUUUGAUGCAGAGUGUGUGGUUCUUUUUGAGGAAAAUAACCAGGUUCAAAAUGAUUUUUCCCCCUCCCCCUCAUGACAGGGCUGAGGGAAAAUCCAGGAAAAUCCAGGAGCAAAAUGAGUGACUUUGAAAAGACAAGGUAUAGUUUCUCUUGCAUUAUAAUAGUGGAAAUACUUUCAGAUUCAAAACUUCCCUUUGAAAUGUUUUUGGGGUUUCACCUUAACACCUUUAUUUAUUGUAGCUUUCAUACCUGGGUGUCCACUUUUUUUAAUUGGCCGUGAUAGCUGGGGGAGGGGGACGUCACCAGGACACUGGUCCCUGGUGCACAUGAGAGGUUGGGGACAAUCCCUGUUUCCCAGGGACAAGUUUCCCAGGUUGUGGGUUGUUGUUUUUUUAGAGCAUGAAAUGUGUGUGCAUUUGAGUUAUUGACAAAAGUAACUGUAUUUUUUAAUUCCAGAGAUGAGCUGAAUUCAAAAACUGAUUCUCAGAAAUGUCUGGACAAACAGAAAGCUCCCUGUAGUACUGUGCGACAGGUAACAGAUAUGUAAAAAGCAUGGCAUUGCAAAUUUAAGAAUUUACUGAAUGUCAGGAAUGCUGUUUACAUAUGGUUGGUGAAAGGCAUGUAAGAACAUUAUACAGCAGCAGCCUCCACUGAAUAUUUAAAACCAGGCAGUUUUUCGUUAUGGGAUUCUGUUCGUAGUGUUGCCUUCACAUGCACAAGUGAAACACAGCAGCAAGUACUUUUUUAAAAUUGUGGACUGUAUCUAACACUGCAGCUCCACUGGUGUGCUAUACAUCCAUGCCUGCAGUGGAGCUUUCUUCUGUCCCCUGGGUGUGCUCAAAAUCAGCUCUGGGGGGUUCAGGGACACUGGAAUAUAUUUUGGGGGCACGUGGAGGAAGGAGAGGAAGUCCUUUUGUGCCAGCGGAACCCCACGGGUGCAGCAUUGGACACAAGCCCUUGUUGGCAGGUUUCCUAGUCUCAGCUGGGAUCUCUUCCUAGCCUGAAGUCCAGGUGAAGACCACAAUACAUUAUGCCAGCUGCAUAAGUCUUUACCCACUCUUAAUUGCAUGUUAUGUUCGUAGUAGUCUUCAGACCAGACUGCAAUCCAAAUUGAGAUGAUAGAGAGCUAUAUGCUAACGAUUGUACAGUUCUUUCUGUAAGGAACAGGGUGGGUUUGUCUGAAAUGGGAGCAGGGGUAAGAAACAUUGAAUUUGUCAUGAAAGUUCUUCCUUCUUAGUGGACAGUGGCAUCCUGGCCCUGCUCUUAUUCCUGGAGGAAAGGGGCAAGUGGGUCCUUAUAAACAGAAUAAUCAGAUCAUGGGAGUGACCUGUUUCUGUCCCCGUCCCCCCUUGACUUUUAUCUAUGUUGCCAGCUUGGCAUAGUACAUAUUUUGUAGGGAUUAUUUGAAUAUUCUCAAGGUCUCCUGGGUUUGUUUGUGUUACAGUUUGUGUGCCAUUUUAGCUCCCUAAGAUUGCUACAGAAUUAACAUUUGAGUAAGAAAUAAAAAUGUGAAAUAUUAAAUUGAAACAACAUGUAUUACUGGUCUGAUAAGCAUAAUGUUUUGAUAAAGGAAACAAAGACAACAUUUGUCCCUUGUUGAUUUCUGCAGGGGACAAUAACACUGUCGUUGAAGAGUACUGUAGAAGAUGCAUGUACAUCAUUGAUGGAUCAGCGCUUUCACAAUGCUGAACAAUCCUUUGCACGAUUGUUAAGUGUUCUAGAUCCAUCCAACCUAAAGGUAAUAGGGAGAAUGCCAUGGUCGGCUCAAGAUAAGUUUUACCUUCUGUAUAUGUUUACGGUUCUUUUAAGCAUUCCUAAGAAAAGGGUAAAGGUUAGUUUUAUUAAGUACAUCCACUAUUAUAUUGUGCUAAGUAAUUGAAAUUUCUGGAAAACAGAACAGGAAAUAUGCAAAAUGGUUUUUCAGUGACUCUGAAAUCCAUCUUCCAGGUUUUGUGCAUUUUGUGUAGACAAAGGGAAACUGUCUUUCUAAUUUCUGUGUCAUAGUAAAUUAUAAAGGCAAAGUAACUUAUUUCUACGAUUCAGUUCUCUGUAAGGCUAAGGGUGGCAUCCAACAUUAGAAGUAAUCAGCAUAAACUAAUUGAAAUCAGUGGGCAGUUACUUAACUCCAUUGAUUUCAGUCUACUCUUUAGUACGACCUGGUUGUAUAUCACCCUAGGUGUUUGCAAAAUGUUGGGUUAAAUGUUGGGUUAAAGAUUUAUGAACAAAGUAAUCUUGUCAAGGAUAGGGAUCAGAUGCAGUUGAGCAGACAGAAACUGAAUAUAUAUAAAGUACAGGUUCCAAUGGAUACAAUUCUUUCUGUCAAGUUUUGUUAACUUGAGGAUGUGAUUUUUAAUGACAAAUCAUUUUUUCUUGUCUUCUCUUUAUUAUUAUUUUUUAAACUUGAUGCAGCCAUUGAAGUUUGCUAUUGUUGAUUAUGUCGUCAUCCUCUAUGGCUAUGCUACUGCUCUCCUUGGAAUAGGGCAGCCUGAGGUAAGAUUCAAGCUAUUACGUGUUGGCCAGGGCCCUCCUGCCAAUGUCUUCCUAGAACAGUGGGUGGCUGCUGACUUAGCUAGCACAGGAACUAAUAACUUGUUCCCAUCUAAACUGUUUGCAGGGAAAUGCCAUCUUUUUUAUUUGUAACAAAACUUGAAAUCAUGAAGUUGAACAAAUGUAUUGUAUAAAUAAUCUUCUUCAGUUUGAACAAAUAUUUCAUCCAUAUGUUCAGUGAGUUGUGUGCAGUCAUGGGGAUAUUGUUUUAUUUAAAACAGAGUACGAAACUCAAGAAUCCAAGGACCUGUAGGCAAGGAGUCCGGAAACUUAAUGACUGCUAUCCUGACAUGAGACAGAGAUUAUGUAACAUUUUUAUCAUGCACUAGGGAAGUCCACAUUUAAAUUUCAAAAUCUAAAAGUAGCCUACUUCUGCAGUUCACGUCACUAUGGUGGAAAUUUCCAAGAAAAACUUUCAAUCAUGCAUAGUUCUGUCCCAUAGGUGCCUAUAUUUUUUGCUGAAAUGCAGUCAUAGAAGGCAAAUGUAUUAGUUUAUUUUACUUCGGAAGCCUUUUGUAUCCUUGUGGUAUUAGUAGCCUUUGUGGUAUACUGCAUGUAUUGAAAACAAAAAUGGUCUGAUUUACCGUAUCUACGAAGGCAUCAGAUGUCAUUCUCAAAAUUCUCAACCUCAGUUAUUUUAAAAUGACUUUACCUUUAUGGUAAUCAUUUAACAUGCUAUCCCAAGAAGUCUUGAAAUCUCCAUCGUGUGCUGUAACUAUUUUUGCUUUAUAUUUCUUUUGCCUUUUGCUGUUUUGAUUGUGUUUGAAAUUAUUAUCAAACCGUUUCAUUUGUUUUCAAAGGAACUAACCAAAGCCAAAGACCAUUUCAAUAACAUAAUUGAGAAGUAUGAGAAAGUGAGAUUUGAUUGCUUAGCACAUUAUGGAAUUGGAAAAGUAUAUUUGAGACAAAAUAGGUGAGUAUAAUAUGUUGAUUUUAGAAAUUGAGCUCAUUUGUUCUUUAAAAACCUGAUCACUUAAAUACCUUGUCUGAGGACAGUUCUUGCACUUCUUGAAUUUGUCCAUUUCGCAUUAACUCUGAUCGCACUAGAGAAGACUAGUCAGAGCGGAAGACCAAAGAGGACAAAACUUUUGUAUCAUAUGUGUGAACUCUUAGGGAGGAAUUUAGAAAUUUUAUUUACCUAUUCAGUUGUCAGCUAAUACCACUCUCCAGAAAGGCAGGCUUAUUUGAGAUGAAAUAUAUGUUUAGUGAGAGAGUUAAAAAUAUGCCUGUGGCCUUUGAUCAGAUUGGAAAGAAAUGUAAUAGUCAACAGUUUUGCUUAAUGGCUUGGUGCUGUUUAAGCUGUAGGGGUCACUCAUAAUCAAACCUCCCUCUGUAUUGACCCCUGGUUGAGGAGUUUGACUUACAGCAUGCAGUUAAAGUAGCAUGGGGUGGAGAAGACUCCCCCAUGGCUUGCUUUUCUGACAAGGAGGGAUUCUAAGCCACUGCUUUCCGCUUCCCCUCAGUGUCUCUUUUCCCCCUAGCAAAUGCGAUUUUACUCCCUCUAAUAACUUGUGAGAAGCUGCCUGGGAGAAGAGGGAAGUCUGCCCUUUUGGUCUAGGGCAGGCACAUCCAACAGGUAGACCUGAAGCCCCCAAAAGGGGGUAGAUCACUGCCAGAUUUUAACACAGAGUAGAUCGCAGUCUCUUGGGAGUUGGCCACCCCUGUUCUAGGGAAAGGAGCCGUUGCCAAAAGUGAUCAGGAAGCAAGCAAGAUGAGUAAACAAUCGCGGCAGCCCUCCCUGCUGCACUACUGUGUCAAGGUGAGGGGAGAGUGAGCAUGCUUGACUUGAGCUGCCUCUUCAUUUUCAAAAGGACUAUGGAAUCCAGAGUUGACGUUUACCUCCUGUUAGAAAGGCAUAUAAACCUACCUGAACCCUGAGAUCAUCUUCUGAGGCCCUUCUUUGUGUUCCUCCUCCUUGAGAGGUCCAGAGGGUGGCAACACGAGAACGGGCCUUCUCUGCAGUGGCUCCCCAUCUGUGGAAUGCUCUCCCCAGGGAAGUUCACCUGGUGCCUUCAUUAGGCGCCAGGCAAAAAUGUUCCUUUUUAACCAAUCAAGUUGACCUGAUUGACAUCCUAUACCCUUUUAAAAUGGGGCUGUUUUUUGAGGGGAGUGUUAAUUGGGUUAUUGUUCUUACUCUGAUUUUAUAUAUGGUGAUCUUUUCUGUGAACCGCCCUGAGACCUCUGGGUAUAGGGCGGUAUAUAAAAUAAAUAAAUAGCCAGAACUAAAAAUUAAACCAGCCACAAUUACUUCCCAUUUUAAUAUUGUGUUUGGGGUCCUGGGGAGAGGAAUGACACUCAUCGUUUAUUAGAUUCCUAAACACGAAACACACUGACACUAGGGACGCUUGGAUAUAGCAUGUGACGUUGAGUCUUUUGGCGUACACGAUAGGUUUUCAGAAGCUCUGGACCAGUUUUUGAAAUCAAAGACCAUGAUUAGUCAUAAGAUUAUGCCUGGUGUAUUGACAUGGCCUACAACUUCCAUAGUUAUUGAAGAGACAAGAACAGAAAAAUUUCAAGUAAGUAAGAUUGUUACCCUGUAAAGCUAAACAAAACAAAACCCAGAUUGUAUAUCAUUUGUGUGGUGGCUGUCCAAGAUAAGUUCUGUCUAUAUUCUGAGGACUACAGCAAGGAAAAAAUUGGUAAAGCAGAGAAUCUUGCAUUCAUCUUCAGUGGAGGUGAGCGUACUUGAAUGUGUGACUCUGUCCAUCCUUUCCAGUAUAAGGAUUGCCCUUAGCAAUUGGGGAUCUAAAUACCUGCUAAGGGUCCCUGAAUGGCAAGGAAGUCUUUUGAGUGACUUGCCAGCUGCGCUGAAUAUGGGAUCUUUGUAGAAUACCUCGGUUAAUCAGCUGAAUUGUACUGGCAUCAGAAGUUGUAUUUAGGUCAAUUACCAUUCACUUAUUUGUACCUUCAUCACUGAGAUUGCCCCUUCCUCAGAACAAAAUUAAAGAGCAAUAAACCCAUUUGCUUUGUUUGUAGUUUGGCAGCGGAAUGGACUACUUUGGAAACCUUCGUUAGAGGUUUAUCAGCAGAGCUUGGGUGGCCAUCUGCCAGAGAUGUUUUAGCUGUGAUUCCUGCAUUGCAGGGGGUUGGAGUCGAAGCCCCAUGGGAUCCCUUCCAACGCUAUGAUUCUGUGAAUCUAUGAGCAGUACUGCGUGACUUCAUCUCACAUCACUGUAGUCAACUUUGAAAGCCUGGCCUCAUACAGAUGGGUUGAAUUCCUUCCUACCUAACAGGCAGCCUAAUAUUCUGUGGGGUGGCAAACAAUAGAAAGUGGAAGAAAUUGAAAGUCGAGGAAAUGAUGAAUAUUCAGUAUUCUGCUCGAUGAGACUGCAUUUAUAAACAUGCACACUUGGUAGUACAGAAUUUCCAGGGAAGGUGCUACAAUAUUUAACUUGCUUUGCUGCUUCAUAGGUUAUAUUGCAAGAUCACAUUGAAGAAUGCAGAUUUCCUCCAGCUCCACAUGCAGUUUGUCGCUACCAGCCGUGCCAAGCGCAGAAAAUAAAAAUCUAUUUUAGCGACCCAGAUUUCAAGGUAAUAUGAAGGUUGUUGAAAAGGAUUUUGAGGUACUUUUAAUUUAGGUGCACUUUCUCUUAAGAGGCUUAUGCAAAAUAUGUUUUGAAUAUUCCUAAUAUAAAUGGUGCCUUACUGUUGAACUCACAGUGCUCGCUUAUCUAUGAUCUCCAAACUUUAGGGUUUUAUACGUGUUACCUGCUGUGAACAAUGUAAAGUGGAGUUUCAUGUAAGCUGUUGGAAGAAGUUGAAAGCAGCAAGAUAUACAGAUAAAACUGAAAAGGUAACAUCAAAUGUUUAAUGCUUUACUUCUGUAGCCUCUGUAGCGAAAUCCUACCCACAAGUCCUUUUUCUGCUCACACCCACAGGACUUCCUUCGAGAGCUAUGUUUCACUCCAGAUUGUAGCGGUCUCAUUUCUAAUAUUGCUGUCUUCAGCUCCUCUGGUCUAAUCAAAUGUGAGGUAAGAAUUGAUUUCUGGUUGGUAUUUUUUAUAAUAUAAAUACUAGAAAUGGAAUUAGAUGAAAAGAAACCUUUAUUAUUACCUGCAUUCAACAUUUCCAAAUUUGUUGUCAUACUAUAUAAAUUUCAUUUUUGUUUCUUUGCUUUGACCUAAUGUCAAAACAGUAUCUAUUUUAUUUUCCACAAUUCUAAGCACUGUUACGGAAAAUAAAUCUUUGAAGCUCCCGUUAUUCUUUUCUCCUCUUAGUAUGAAGAUAAAAUAAAAAGCAAGAAUCCUCCAAGGCCCAUUGUUAAACAGGAAUGCACAAGGUAAGUUUCCUAGCUAGUCAUAUAAUACUAGCAGUUCGUUUUCAGAGCGGCUGACACAAGAUGGUAGUCUCAUUGAAGAAUAUGGGGGUUUGUAUCGCCACCUGUUGUCCAAGGCAGGAAAUAUUCAGCGUAGGGUAAGGGAAAUUGGCCAAAAUGGUCUCUAUCUCGUUUUCUGGUUAAGGGAGACUUUUGUUUGCUGGAAAGACCUUACUGGAUACAAUCCUGAAUAUAUAUUUGGAUACUUGAAGGCCUGUUCGCAUUUAGUGUCAUAAUGACCUUCACAUAAGGAUUGCCGCCGGAUUACGUCUUCAUGUGUCUGCUAUGAUUGAUACAGUCAGGCAGCUCAUUGAAAGGCUGGCUGACUCUUUCGGGAGCUUCUGUCAUAUAUUAACAGGCCAGGAGACUUAUUUUUCCUGAAAGAGCAGUAGUCUUGAAUAUUUACAUUUCAACUGAAAAAUGUCUAAUUGCUUUUAAAAAUAAAAGGCUUCACUUUAAGUUGACUGUGUCAGUUCUAGGACCCUACAGAAAAAACAAGAGAGAAAACGGAAGAGGAAAUUAAUGAAAGAAGACACUUUACUGUCACUAGGCAACUUUGCAGAAGUACUUCACACAGCAGACUCUAUAUCAAAUGAUGACAGUGAUAAAGGUAUGUGAUAGUAAAUACAGUGGUGCUCCGCAAGAAGAAUGCCUCGCAAGACGGAAAACUCGCUAGACGAAAGGGUUUUCCGUUUUUUGAGCUGCUUCGCAAGACGAAUUUCCCUAUGGGCUUGCUUCGCAAGACGAAAACGUCUUGCAAGUUUGUUUCCUGUUUAUUAACACCGUUAAAAAAGUUGCGACUUGACUUCGAGGAGCAACUCAUAGAACGCAGUGUAUAUAGUAGCCUUUUUUGAGGUUUUUAAAGACUUUGGUGAUUUUUGAAGUUUUUCCAAAACUUCUUUUGCAGCCAUUUGGUAAGUUAAGCUUUUAAAACUUUUUUGGGGGGUUUUGGAUUUUGGGUUGUGGUGUUUGGAAUUCAAGGACUUGGUGUUGGGGAGGGGUUUGCAAGAAUCUGGAAGCUUGUGUGUGUUUUUUCUGCAUUUUUCUGAUUUUCUGUGACCAUUGGGCCACUCUGCUGUUUUUUAAAAAAAAUUCUGGGUUUGAAUUUCUGUGUGCUGGGUGGCUGGGGGAACAGUUGGGGAGGGGUUUGCAAGAAUCUGGAAGCUUGUGGUUUUUUUCCUGCAUUUUUAUGAUUUUCUGUGACCAUUGGGCCACUCUGCUGUUUUUUUUAAAAAUUUCUGGGUUUGAAUUUUGAAAUGCUCUUUACAGUAUGUGUGACUUUAAAGAGCACUUAAUAAACUCUUGUUGUACCAAAUUUGGCUUUGUUUGGACUUUUUUGACCAUAGGAACGCAUUAAUUGAUUUUCAAUGCAUUCCUAUGGGAUUUCGUGCUUCGCAAGACGAAAAAUUCGCUAGACGAAAAAAUUCGCGGAACGAAUUAAUUUCGUCUUGCGAGGCACCACUGUACCUGUAUUGAGAAUACCUUGAUUCCCCCCCCCCCCCAUGGGGUCCUGCGUUUCUGUUAUGUAUCUGGGCAUUCACUGUUUUGUUUUUGCUUUUUAAUCUUAGGGAGUAGUGGUGGCCUUGAUCACAAGAAUUAUUUUGCUGGGGAUAGAGUCCUGCAGCUUAUUACGCAGAAUUUUGAGAAAAUACGGAGAGGCGUACGUGAUGGCUUCAAACUUCUUAAUGAACUGUUUUCGUGGUGGGUAAUUAGCGAAGCGGACCACACAUGGUUAUCAACAAACUGUGUAACCUCAGUUGAAGUAAUGGAUCAGAUUGUAAGCUCCGUAAUUGACAAAAAUAAUAGAGUGGCGACAAGAAUUUUUGUUCAUGUUUUAAGUGAGCUUGAAGAAGUGGAUCCUAGACUACACGACUUAAUGAAACAUCUUGAUAGUAAUGGUAAGAGUAAGUUAUUUGUGGUUAUACUGUAACAUAAAACUGAGGCUUAGUUCCAUUACAGGGUUUUAACUCUUGAGCAUUUAUCUAUUAGGCUUGUUCACAUUAGAUAUGAGAGCUGGCUGCAAUUGCAGCUGAUCUGAAAAUAAAAGUUAGGAACUGGAUUUGUAAAUAAUUCUGAUCAACAAAUCCCUCUCUGUUUAUAUUUAUAGUUAAAGCAUAAGGUUAUGCUUUAAGUAUCAAAAGCAAGGAUAUAAGUAAUUGGAAAAUUUAUGCCCUUGCUGGCCAGCACUGUAAUUUCCUACAACAUUCCAAAGUUUUGAUCACUGCUGUUUUCAGUUUUUUACAAGCAAGAUGUGGGUAGCAAUAAUUACAUUUCCAAUGCACUUCUUGUUCCUUAUUUUUAAUUUUUGUACUAAUUUCCAAGUUUUAUUAUGCUCCUUUAAUAUUCUCAAAAUAGUCUCAAUAUAUUAGACUGCACAUUUCCUGCUUAGAAUUGUUUGCUGAGAAGACGUUCAAACCAAGAUGCUCAUUUGUUCUUCACUCUUAGCCAGGCAUAGGCAAACUCGGCCCUCCAGAUGUUUUGGGACUACAACUCCCAUCAUCCCUAGCUAACAGGACCAGCGGUCAGGGUUGAUGGGAGUUGUAGUCCCAAAACAUCUGGAGGGCCAAGUUUUCCUAUACCUGCUUUUAGCACACCGCUAGUUUUGCUUUUGCAUCUUUGCAGUUUCUCAUACUGUUCAGGCAGACAACUUUAUGACGGGUGCGUGGAUCAGUUUUGUUCGUGGUUACUUUAUGAUAGGAUACUUGUAUCCUUAGCCAGCUCUCAGUGGGCUCAAUCCAGAUGGACUUUUCAUCUGGCAGAGGCCUUUAUGAAUGACUUGGUGGGAGGAGAGGGAGGUGAUUUUCUCUGAGUUUCCCUGCACACACACUACAUUCCGUGCUCUUCCAGAUGGUCCCACAACCCUCCAGAGCAGAUUUUCAGAGAGGAGGGGAAUUGGUGAAAUGGCUUCCUCCUUUCCAAUGGCAAAUGCCUUCACUUGAUCGGAAACCUUUCUGUGAACAGAAGGGUAUUGUUGGAUACAACCCAACAAAAGUAUUCACAGCUUCCCUCCCCACAUAUUUCAAAGAGCAAUGGCUCCUAGUGUCGUUGUCCCUGCCCCAGCUUUGGGGUGGGCGCUGGUAAUUUUAACAAGUUCCAGAUAAUGAGUUUUUCACUAUACUAUCCCCCAUCUAGUUGGUCUAAUUCUUGGAGAUCUACCCCAAAAAAUGCUUCUUUGAAAUGUAAGCAGGUCAAAUCCUUGUGUAUGUCUGCCCUAGAAGGUAAAAUAUAUUCUGUGAUGUGAAUCCACUUUUGGGUGUUAUAAUUUAUAUUUAUUUUUGCAGGUUUAAAAGCUACAAAACAGUUUUUUGCCAAGUAUGGAACAUGCAUCUUACAGCUUGAUCUUGACUUCAUAGCAGUGCUGUGGAAUGAGAAAUAUGGCAUUAAACUAGGCAGGGAGUUCACCUGCACAUCUCCAGAUAUGAUAGAUGAGCUAUCGUUGAUAGAACUUCGGUGUUUUUUAUGGCUCUUAGAAGAGAACAGAGAGAAUUUUCCAUCUCUCCUUCAAUACUUAGAUGACUAUUUUGAUAACAUGGGUAAGUAUACUAGGAUGACGAAAGGGAGUUUAUUAUCCCUUUAACUUUAUCAAUGACUUCUUAGAUUUUGUGAGGGGAACAGUGGUGGGCAGCAAUGAAAGGAUUCAGACCAGGUGAACUGUAGGUUCUGUGCAGGUGGUUCAGCCCACGUGGGGAAGGAAAUGCGAAACCCCAUGUUCCAUUAUCCUUCUAAUUGCAGUUGUGGGGAGAUGCUGCUUUCUUUAUGGGGCGGGUUCUGAGUUGGUUGCUGUGUAUGGUGGUUUAUGUAUUCAGUAUCACUUUAGUCAUAAACAUGUACAGUCGUACCUUGGUUGUCAAACGGAAUCGGUUCCGGAAGUCCUUUCGACUUCCGAAAAAGUUCAGAAACCAGCCAAUCGGAAGCUGCGGAAGCUGUGUCGGACAUUCAGUUUCCUAAAAAAGUUUGCAAACUGAAACACUCACUUUGGGGUUUGCGGCGUUUUGCUCCGGCGGGAAGGUAAACGGCGUUUCCGUGCGCUGCUCUGGUUCGCCAGAAGCGGCUUAGUCAUGCUGGCCACAUGACCCGGAAGCUGUACGCCAGCUCCCUCAGCCAGCAAAGCGAGAUGAGCGCCGCAAUCCCAGAGUCUGUCACGACUGGACCUAAUGGUCAGGGAUCCCUUUACCUUUAUGUUCGAGUCACAAGGCAUUUGAAAACCAAGGUAUGACUGUACUGAUUUCAGCAGGACAUAGGCAAGUUUCUUUUGAUUCAGAACCAUUGGCUUUAAGCAGCUAAAAAUAUACUCUGUUGUAAGAACUCAGGCCUCUUAUCAAAGUACUGUAAUUAUUUGGCCAACAUGGUUAGAUAUCUCUAUAUAGUAUAAUGAUUUAAAGCAUAUGCACAACCGUGAGAGGACAGGGCUAUUUACUAAAGUUACGGCGCAGUUGUUCAAAACUGUUUAGAGCUUUGUGCUUUUGUCUUAGAUUUUUGUUUUGUUUUUUUAAAUAAAAUUUAUUUUAAAAAUAGAUAAUCGGUAUACUGUAAUAAGGAAGGAAGAGAAUGCAACUGCCUCAGUAAGUUUUUAUGUUUAUUCCUUUCUUGAAAUGAAAGCAAAUACAUUGCAAUCAGAACCCUUUCUAAUAUAUUUAGGUAGAGUGUUCCCCUUAUAUUGCACUGCUGCUUUUAUAACACACAUUUGUUGCAGAGUUACAGUGCAGUCCAAACCCACGGUCCGCCGGGAUGAGAGAACUUUUCAUUCAGGAGAUUUUUGGCUUUGCCAGCUGGGCACAAGUCUCACCGUAGCUGAGCCAGAGAUUUGCCGGAGUGCCCCUCACCACAGCUCAGCUGGUGGGACUUCACGCUAGUGAAAGACCCCCAAAAGGGGUGUUCUGAGGUGCAGUGGGGAUGAUAACAUGGCAAGGAAAGACUUAAACCUGUUCCAAACCCCUUUCAGCCCAGUCACGGGAUACUGGAAUCUUGAGUACUCACCAAAUUUCUGGUGUUUAUCAUGUUGCUUAUUAGCUUGUUAGAGACACCGUGUAUCCCUGUCUCUGCUGACAUGGCUUGUCCUGCAGACCCUCCUUCUUGCAUCCGUUAAGGGACCCUUCGUACAUACACAGCAGGGCAUGCAACGUCGUCGUAGGCUCAACAGACUCCUGCAAAAACCUGGGCAAACCAAUAUGUAUUUCCACUUAGCACCAAAAUAAGUAAAGCGAUAGCACCAAUCUCACGUCUGAGGGAGGAGCAUUUCAAAGGGGGAGGAACCACCACACAGCGAUCAUUUAGUUUUGGUGUUUGUCAUCAUGAUAAGCUCUUACUGAAAUAGUUAUACAUGGCGUCAUGUUGCUCUGAAGGGGAAAAGUAGAAAAGAAAUGAGGAAACAGACGUAGGGAUUUUGUUUCCUUGCUAGCGAAGGUGAAGAAUGGAAAUAGAAUGUGCAAAUAAAAUAAGCAGUGUUAUGGUAAUAUUUUUUCCUGGUGGUGGUCACGACUAAACCAUCUCUUUUUCUGCCUAGAAUAAUACUAUCAAAGUUAAAAACAGAAACCGAAAGAAGGCAAAGGAACCAAAGGUAUAUCUUUAUUUCUUUAAAGGAGUCCAUGCUGGUAGAAUGCAGCAAAAGAAGCAAAGCUAGUAAAUGCCUAUGUACUGUUCUCUCUUCAAUUUCUUCUCCCCUUCACUCUUUCUAGACUUCCUCAGGCCUGGUUCACAUGCCAAGUUAGACCAUAGCUGAUGUUUAGCUAACUGAAAUGCGAAUGAGCAGUGUGCUAGUAGUGCAUUCUGCUUAGAUGUCCCUACUUUGCCCCUCCCAUGCCCCUGGCCAUGCCAGGAGCAGCAAACCACAAGCCUUGGCUUUGUCACGUCAUUUGAAACUGGGCGUGUGAUUUGCCUCUCUCCAACUAGGCCAUGACCAGCAAGCCAAGAACAGAGCUUGGUUCACCCCUUGUGGUUUGAUGGGAAGGAAACAAACCUUGGGCCCAGGUUCAGAUGAAACAACAAGGCAGGUAUUGUGGCAUGUUGCUCCUGGCAUGGCCAGAAGCGGGGUAGAGUGAGACCGGGACUUCUGAGCAGCAUGCGCCAGCACCUUAGUUUUUAAUCAGUUGGGGAAAAGGCCAUAGCUCAGUAGGAGGAGGUGGGACUGGUCAUGUUGCCUCUCAAAACUCCUGCAGACCUGCUGCUGGUCCAUGUGGAUAGUAGUGAUCCUGUUCAUCCUAACAGUCUGUUGUGAUAUAAGGCGGCUUCUUAUGUUCCUGUCUAUUAUCAACAUAAUUUUGCAUAGAAGCAGAACAGUAGAUUUGGAGAAAAAUGUUUGCUGCAGCUUUAAAGAGUCACUCUGGAUUGAGUAGUGUUCUUCCUGCUUUGUAUUUCUAGUUUUGAAUAAAAAAAUUUGGUGUGUAUCCAUCUGUGUCCCACUGCUGCUAAAAGGCUCUCUGCUCCAGAGGUGGCUCCUGGGGAUAGAAAGGAGGAGGAGCUGGUUUUCUCUAAUUCCCCCUUUCUCUUGCACCCCCAAUGCCAGUGCCACCUCCCAUGUUGUUCCAAGUGGUCUUCCUAUCCGUAGAACAGAUUUGGAGUGGGUGGGAGGAGGGGGUUUAGGAGGGAAGCAGUGAAAAUGGCCUCCCUCCUUCCUUGAAGAGAAGCUUCACUGUAACAAAGAACCUUCUGUGAGUGGAGGACACAGUUGAAUGUUGUGAUCUACUUUUCUUACAAUCACUGCCAAACCUCAUUUUUUGGCGGUGGGGGGGCAUUGAAUAAAUGUGAACUAGGGAAGAAGGAUUAUAUAAAUGAGUCUGUUGAAUUCUGAAGAUGGAUUACUUCGUUUUAAAAUUUUACGUGUCAUUAUGUAACAAGUUUCAAUUCUUUCCUUGUUGAUUUAGUCUAUUUUAGUCCUGUCUGGUGGAGUUGGUACAGUAACUCGAGAGGAAGACAAUAUAUUUUCAGAAGAAAGCACCUUGUAAGUUCUGGCACAAAAAAUGCAUGGAGCAUGCUCUUGCCAAAACACCUUUAGGCUGCAGUCCUAAGCUAACCUACCUGGAAGUAUGUCUGGUUGAACUCAGUGGGACUUACCUUUGAGAACACUAGUACACUGUUAAAUUCCUUUGACUCCAAUGAGAAUGUUAUGCAUGUGUCUCUAUUUUUUUUUUUACGGCACCUGAAGCACGCAGUGACAUUUUAUAGAAAUUGUCUUUGAACUGCAAUUGUUACAGUGUAUUUAAAUAAAUAAAACUGAAAAAUAAAAUUUACUAAUCAGACAAUAACAUUGCUAACCAGACAGCUUGAAUGUUACCCUAUUAGUUUGGGGGUAUUAGAGGUGAACGUCUUAAUUCCUCAUUGUUAAAACUUAAUGUUUUUCCGGUGUCUUGGGAGACAGUGAUACCUGAAAAAUGUUACUUUUGAGAAAUGAAACCCUUGUAUUCUUUCUUCAUCUAUUGAUUACACGAGUGACUGAGAAUAGGAGAGGUGCAAUAUGGGUUUUUCUGUGGACUAAUUAAUUAAGCCUUAUGCCCCUGGAAAUAGUUUAAGAACAGAAUCCAUGACAACUUGGAAGCGCAAUGUGCCUUGUAACCAAGUUUAAGAUGUGCCAUGAUAAUAUUUAAACAUGAUGAAUUCUAUUUAUUGAACCUCUGUCCUCCCCCCCCCCCCCCGAGGAAAUCCUUUACUCCAGAUUCAAAUGCUGCCUGGCAGUUCUAGAGAAGCAUUGUUAUAAUAUUCCUGUUAAUCUCUGCCAUUGUAUUUUUGAGAAGCCUUUACAGAGAAUAUCCCACAUUAAUACAUCUCCAUGUUCCAUUUCUGAUGACAUAAGAGGGAUGUUCCUAUUGUAAUUCCUGGUGGGAUGAAUUGAACUUAAUGGUCAGACAGAUAGCAAGUAGAGCAUUUAUUUACAGAUAUUAAUGCAAUAACCCAGAAAGUAUGUACUGUUGCCCUUACAGCUGAUCUGCAAAAUAUCCAGACUAUGCCAGUGCUCCUGUUAUUGACUGUAAAUUGUACAGCUGAGGUUGUUUUUUUAUUGUCUUAGUUUAUUUUUAUUCUGUCUUAAUAUUCAUCUUACGCUUGAAAGCAUGUCUCUUUGUUAUUGUUAUGGCCUAUGCCUAAAACAAAUAAAACGGCUGUUGAGCUUUUUAUUGUUCACUGUGAGUUGGGAGCUUUCCAUUCAUAAGGAGCUUGCUCUUCUUAAAGUCUGUUCUUUGUCUUCCCAACAGUUUUAUGAAUCCACGUGACCCUUUCAGAAUCCCAGAUGGUCUUAAUGAGCAGGUGGCGAUAUUUGAAGCUUUGUAUAAUAAUUUUUCCUCCGGUAGCAGUUACCAGAGAAUUUUGGACAAUUACCCAGACCCAACGUGUGAAAGCUUAUAUGAGUAUGUUUCCAUUUCCUUUUCCUUCUUUAUUUUCCAACAAGCAGAAAAAAUAAUGAAGGUAGAGCUGAGGUCCCUUGGAUAUAGGCAUCAUCCCCAUCCCCAGAGGAGGAGGAUUGGGAUUUAGAGUUUUCUCUCGAGUCUGCUCUCACCCAAGCUCCAAAAUGGAAUCUUUAACUCCCCUGGGUUUCAAAAGCAGUUUGAGGAUUGAGCACAUAGGUGCUAACAGUAAGGCAUAGGAACAAGAGUACCGUAUUUUUUGCACCAUAACACUCACUUUUUUCCUCCUAGAAAGUAAGGGGAAAUGUCUGUGCGUGUUAUGGAGCGAAUGCCUACGGAUGGCAGGGUAUCUGCUGCAGUUGUGAGCAGAGGAUCCAUGGUUCCCCUUCCUUCCCUCCUCCGUGGCUCGCUUUGAAACAGCAAAGCGGGAGAAGAGCCCCUGCAGAGGUGCAAAAACACGUUUACAAAGCAUGGAUCCACAUGGAUCCUCAGGAUUUUUGCAUUGGGCUACCCCAAACUCACCGUCAGAUCACAUGUCUGUGGCCACAGCAUGAACCACAAAAAUCAUACAUCCAUUGUUUUGUUUAGAAUAUUUUUUUUCUUGUUUUCCUCCUCUAAAAACUCUGUGCGUGUUAUGGUCGGGUGCGUGUUAUAGAGCGAAAAAUACGGUAUGUGUUUCAGACAUUGAAAUCUUCCUAUGAUUACUAAUGGUUAUACUUGGGUACUGAUUACUCAGCACUAACAGAAUUCUCUUUGUUUCCUGACAUUUACUUCUACCUUUUAGCUGCCGAAGAAAGCAAGAAAAGUGGGAAGUGAACUUUUUAGGGGACAGGCAUUGGAAAUACGAUGGGGCACUUCCUUUCCCAUGUGUUUCUUCUCUGAGUCUCUAGUCCCUUUUUCUUUGACAUAUUUGCACCCGAAACUCAUGCAGUUUUAAUCGUUGCCACCCAAAGCAUUGACUCCUGCUUGUUCAAGUUGGCAAAGGUGUUUAAAAAUGCCUGUUGGUCCCCAGUGAGGAGGAGGCAAGUUGGCAUGAUGGUCUUGAGCAUCAUAAGACACGGUUUGGUGCUUAGGGUGACAACAUUAUUCUAUCAGUUUACAUAAAAUAAAAUGUUGACGUGAGAUCGGUAGGUGUUUUCAAACCUCUUUUAUCAUGUAUACAUUGGUAGCUUUUGUUAAAUGAGUUGUGAUCGCACAGCUUCCUCUUGAACUUAGAUAUGACUUUGAUUGCUUUCACAGCUAUUUUUCUCAAAUCUUGGAAGAACAUGGCCCCAUGGAAAUUGAUAAUUCACUAUUAGUUGGAGAGUAUGAACACUUUCCUGCGGAGACUCGUAAAAUAGUAGAGGAUGCUGGUGGUCUGAAAUCUUUCCUUCUGGAAUCUCUACGUUUUGUUAUGAUUGGCGACCUUAUUGGCUUGAUGAAACAUUCAGUGAUGCUGAAGGAAAAUGCGGAUGUCACCGGAGCUGCAGAAAGGACUAAAAAUGAAGAAAAUUUCUCGGCAAGCCUUCCUAGUCAAGAAAACAGCAAACCACGUUUAAACCCAGCUGCUAAGGAGUUCCAGCCCACCUCAUAUAUUAACAAUCCUUAUGUGUCAGUAUCUACUAAUACUCCAGCCCAUGAUACUCUGGAAUAUAUGACUACCAGCCAUUCCGCUUUUAGUCCAUUCGUUCCCACAUACUCCCUUUCCACUCCGGUAACUGACAUGAUGGCAGCAUCACUGCCUAUGCCAGAUGCCUCUUUGCCUUCAGCUUUACUCCAAAGCCAUCCAAUAUUUCUGAAUGAGAUUCAGUCAGAAUAUCAGAGUGAGAGAACAUUGCCAACGAUUCCUGAAAUGCUAGAUAUUUUGGAGCAAUCUAAUUAUAUAUAUCCAGAUGCUUUCCUUGAUAUUGACCCAGAAGUGAUAUCAAGCGAGGAUGGCGAAGAUAUUCUUGUGGCGAAUGAUGAGGUGCAACUGUCAGCAUUGUCUGACGUUUGCUCUUGUGAAAAUAAUCCUGAUAACAUUGAGAAUAAUAGUAAGGAAGCUGGAUGUGACUCUGUUACUAAAAUGGAAACCAAUAAUAAGUCUGUAGCAAGAAACAAACCCCGUUCUAGGAUGAUUGCUAUUCAGGUGAGAAUAAUAAGCUGUGCACAGUAUUCGUUGUGGAGCUGACAGUGUUUUUGUUUUUCUGUGUUGUAUGUAUAAACUCUGGAGUGAGUUUCAUUGGUGUGGUAUAUCAGUUUGCUUCUUUCAGUGCCUGUUCGCUUGAUAAAGAAUUUAAUUAUAGACAUGUUGUCUCUAAUAUGCUAUCUGCAUCUAGUUUGCUAUGUUCAUCUCAAUGUGUAAAGAAGUUUCUUCUUUUAAAAAGGCAUGGGAAAGCAGUAUAAAUUACUAUUACUAAUGUUUUUUAAAAUAUCUGUGUUAGACUUGAGAGUCAACAUGGACGUGGCUUUCAAACAUGGUACCCAAAACUAAGUUCAUUAGGUGGACGCAAUGCCAUUAUCGCAAGUUUCCCUUGUGCAUCUGUAUACUAUCAUCUGUGAAGAACACACAUGACUAUUUUGCUAUGUGAAAAGCUGUUGCCAGCUUCCUGCAGGAUAAUGGACAAAAUAGCACAUGAUAUCCAUGGCAUUACUCAUGUGUCCGCCCCCCCCCUUUCUACAGCUGUAUUCUGUGUAUGAAAAAUGUGUGGAAAGUGGUUUUCACUGGAGUUAAAUAGUGUGUUAAGAUUAGUGAACUUCUAGAAAAAAGCGGACCUGAAAUCAAACUUGCUUGUCUUCAUUUUGCAUUUGGCCCUAUUAGCCUCAUAUUGCUUAAAGAACACAAGUGUAAUUUAGGGAGCAGAUUUCUGCAAUGUUUCUAUAAGGCCAGUUUCCAGCGGGGAUACCUUCUGUGCCUGGAAUGGCACCUGGCUUCCAGUUCUAAUGACCUUUAAGGUUUGUUAGUUCUGCCUCCUUUCCUGAUGCCUGCUGACCAAGGACGGAUCAGAGAGGAGAAAGACUUUUCUGGGCCGCUCUCAGGCUAUAAAGGGAGACCUGACUGGAGGAUAGGCUUUUUGUGCUUCCCCCUUCUCCCACACUGCAUUAUAAUCCUUAGUCUUGGCACUGUAUGUAACCUUUAUGGUGGACUUCUACAGACCUAGUGUGUGAGAGGUGCUCAUUUCCACCGACUUGUCAUGACAAAUGUCCUUCCCCUCCCUCCCGUCAAAUGGAUGGUUGAAGACAAGUUCACAGAUUUCUUUUGAAGAACUGUUAGGAAACUAUUAUUGUUCUGGCCGACAAUUAGCUGUUUGUAUUUGGGACAUGGGUGGCGCUGUGGGUUAAACCACAGAGCCUAGGACUUGCCGAUCAGAAGGUUGGCGGUUCAAAUCCCCGCAAUGGGGUGAGCUCCCGUUUCUCGGUCCCUGCUCCUGCCAACCUAGCAGUUCGAAAGCAUGUCAAAGUGCAAGUAGAUAAAUAGGUACCGCUCUGGCGGGAAGGUAAACAGUGUUUCCGUGUGCUGCUCUGGUUCACCAGAAACGGCUUAGUCAUGCUGGCCACAUGACCCGGAAGCUGUACGCCGGCUCCCUCUGCAAGCAAGAUGAGCGCCGCAACCCCAGAGUCGGCCACGACUGGACCUAAUGGUCAGGGGUCCCUUUACCUUUAUUUAGGGACUAUGAAACUCUUGUUCACCUGCUGAGUCUGCUUUUCUUUAUUACCUUUGCUACUUCAGUUUGUGGUGGCGGGCUUGCAGUUAGGCAUCAAUCAGAAGUUAUAAAAUCAAAUAACUCAAUUUACAGAGCUUUCUGGGUGGUGGUGUUGAGGGAACACAACUGCGUACAUAUUUACCGGGCAAAGAAAUGAUCUAUGGGAAACACAUUGUCUGUGAAAUGUUGGGAUAUAACUUAACCUCUAUUGAAACAGUUUCUGGCUCUUUGCAUUUUAGGUAGAUCAAGAACUAGCAGACGUGGGAAUCAAUACUUUACCUUUUCAUCCAUAUGAAACCCAACAAGUAAGUGCAUGAGUGGAUGUCCACAGAUGGCCCGGUGAGGAAGCAAAAGCAUACUUCAGAAUAUGUUUUAACAAAUGAAAAAUGCUAUUAUGUAAACCUCUAAGCUGAAAUAUCCGUGAGCCUUGCUCACAGAUAGUACCAUCUCUUUCUCUCUCUUUUUAAUUACUUAGUUUAUUGUUUCUUUUAGUUGAUUUUCCAAUUUGGUUAAGUAUUAACUUCUGCAACGUGGCUAAGAUUACACGAAAUACUUUUAUCUCUGUUGGUUUUGCGGCUCUUAUGUACCUGCACUUCUUUGUAGAAAUAACUCAAGAAACUGUGCUAGCUCUGUUGGAAAUUUCAUAUUCCCUUGGCAUGAUUUUUCUCAUAUCACACAUUUUGAAAAAUUGAAGAACUUUGUAGGCAAUAACAUUUUUUGGUGACAAGAACAGUGAUUAUACUGUGCCUUAUAUAUACGGACUAUAACUUCACUGUUGUAGCAUUUAAAAUUUUAUCUGCAUACUUCUUUUUUCAGGGAGAUAUGUUACGUAUGGAAAAAGAACACCAGGUUCUACAAGAGCAGCUUAAAGAAGCAGGUGAAAAAUAUGAGCAGGUUAAAUAUCGAAGCUCAGAAGAAAUCAAUGUAUUAGAAGCUGAGAUUUUACAACUUGUUCAAGAAAACAAGGUAAUAAAUCUUUAUGAAUAUAGUAUCAAAGAAAAAUGGCCAUCAGUACAGUUGAAACUUAAACUCCUAAACAUAGUGAGUUGGCUCCAAAGACGUCCUUCUGUGAAUGUGAGGUCUGCCCUAAAGGAUUUUGGGGACAGCUAGCAGCAAAGCUGCAAAUCUUAUACUUGUGUACCUGGGAGUAAAUCCCAUUGAGUUUAAGGGAAUGUACUUCUGAAUAGACAGAUAUGGACUGUACUGAACAUAUGCAGAUGAUGACCCACUUAAUGAUGAUGAUCAUAAUGAUAAUAAUUUAUUUAUACCCCGCCCAUCUGGCUGGGUUUCCCCAGCUACUCUGGGUGGCUUCCAACAAAAUAUAGUCCUUCAGAUAUUAAAAGCUUCCCUAAACAGAGCUGUCUUUAGAUGUCUUCUAAAAGUCUGCUAGUUUUUUUCCCCUUUGACAUCUGGUGGGAGGGCAUUCCACAGGGAGGGCGCCACUACUGAGAAGGCCCUCUGCCUGGUUCCCUGUAACCUCACUUCUCGCAGGGAGGGAACCACCAGAAGGCCCUUGGCGCUGGACCUCAGUGUCCGGGUAGAACAAUGGGUGGAGACGCUCCUUCAGGUAUACUGGACCACAUCCACAAGUAUAAGAUUCCAGAAGAAACAACUUAUGGUAGCCACAUAAAAAUAUUUGCAGAACAGUGCUGGUGGCUACUUUCCUUCCACUUACCUACCUUUGGAUCAAAAGUAUCACAUGGAAGUGCCUUUCACUAAAAAUAAGGGGAUAUUUGUCCCUGUUAUGGCUGUGGUUUGUACAGUCCUGUGGCUUGCUCAGUAUACUGUGUUCGUGUGCUUAGUGGCAUUUGCUCCCCCCCCCCCAAGUAGAAUCUCCCCCGUAUGCGAAAUGGAGUGACUAAAUGCUUUUUGCUGCGCAGAAUGAAUAACUUGCUUUGGAAGGAAAAGUCAAAGGUGCAGGUACACAAAAGGCUAAAUACACUUAAGAGAGGGGUCAUCAGUCCUUUGUGUUCAGGAUAAUGGCUAGCCUUCCCAACCACAUCCUUCACUUCCUUUGGAAAUAUUCACUAUAAAAUAUGUUUGUGGUUUUUUUUAACAUUUAAACAAGUUUCACAUAACAGAAACAAUAAUAAAAAUGCACUAAUCAGAGAGACGGAGCAAUGGUACAACCAGAUGACAAAAGAAAUAUAUUGUUGGACUUGGGAGCUAUGUUUAUGUCAUUGACUCCCACCUCCCAUAUUUUAUAGCUCACUAGAAAAGAGCUGGAUUGGUUCCAUCAAGAUGCAGAAACAGAAAUGAAAAGAUGGCAACAGGAGAAGAAGGAAAAUCAAGAAGGAUUAAAAGUGGGAAAGAAUAAAAUAAGGAAGCUAACAGAAACCAAUGAAGGGUAAGUUUUUCCUAAAAGUGAAAGCUAGUUUGCGGGAGAGGGUCAUGAAGGGAAGAGGUUAUGUAAGUGAUUACAUUUUUGCGCAUCUAAACUUGUAUCAAUAAUACUACUCAGACUUAAUUCUGCUUAUUACAAUGCUUGCACUUAACUGACCACAUUUGCAUGUUGUGUUAAACCACAGUUUACCAUAACAUACACAAGCAGGAGUGAGCUGCAAUGAGCCUCCGGUUUGCACACUCCUAACUCUACUCUUGCAUGGCCAAGCAAAGGAGUUUGGAAGCUUUUCCUUUUGCCUUUGACUAACUAUGGAUUGACUGACAAAUUGUGGUCAACAAUGGCUGUGGCAAUUUUAAAACAAGUUUCAAACUUGUUUCUGGAGCUGCCUUGAUUUAAACUAAGGUUAACCACAGUUUAUCCAGGUUCAGAUGAGACUGGAAGCUGUGCGUAACUAAAAGCAGAAGCAAAUGCUUCCUAGUGCCUUCUCUCUGGCAUGAGUAGAAUGAGGAAGCACAGAAACCUAGUGUAUUCUUCAGCAAACCCUUGUUUAGUGAGGCAUGUGAAUACUGAUGUUGGAACAUUAUGAGACUAUAUGGAUACUUUGUGAAGAUGUGGUGUAACCCUGCUAUCUAUCUCCACAAUACUCAAACUUGCUGCUUGUUGAUUUGUGACAUUACAUCAGUCUGAUCUUUCUGCUAUUCAUCUAUCAGUGUAUUUUGUAUCAGUACCUGAAGUUUAAUUAGACAUUAAUUAAUUUGGCUAAUUUCAGUGCCAUUAUUUGGAAUGCUGAGUGAGAGUUGUCAUACUGUAGUUCUAGAGUGCUUGCUUUUAAGUCAUUUUCUAGUCAGAACAUUUUAAGGCCCGCUCCUUAUAUUAUGAGUUGGCAAAGCGUAGCAGUGAUUCAGGCUGCCUACCCAUGAAUUGCUUUCUCUUUGAGACUCUGCCCUGGUCUCCGUCUUCCCUUCUAUUAUAAGAUUUAUAUUACAGCUCUUGAUGCAGAAAACACUGGGUUGUAUCCAGUUCUGCCAUUGCAGGAGCAGAACAGACUUCCACAUGCACAAUGCGACUUUCGCUUCCUCUCCUCCCUCUUGCAUGCCAUCAAAACCAGCUCCAAAAGGAUUGAAGUACUACAUUUCAGAGUAGUUUUUUGGGAGUGCACAGCCAGCUUCAGAGACAGUGGAGGAAGGAAAAGUCUUUCUGUGUGAGGGAAAGUUUGUUUGCACAGCAUUGGAUACAACCAUAUUCCAUCUUUUAAAUAGUAGUUUGGGAUGAAAAGGAAAACGGGCUUCUAACAAAAUGAAGGUUUGAGUACGGUUAAUGUAGUUAGCUAAUUUUGUUUUGAAUGAGUGUAUUUAUUUACUUAUUUUGACGUGAGCCUUCUUUUUCCUAUAACCUGCCUGUAUAACGAAACAGGUGCAUGAGAAACAUUGAUGAGAAGGAUAAACAGUACAAACUACAUUUGGAUGAAUUCAUUGAGAUCAGGUAAGUUUAAAUUUGCUUUGCUAAGCAGUUUUUAAUUGGACACUAUAAGUUCUCUCAAACUGCUAUGGUAGGGUUAGGGGUCUGUCGCUCUGUCCGAAUGCUCAGAAUUCAUUCAAGCUGUGAAAGGCAUGCUGAGUGGGAUGACUCUGGGCCAAGGUGUGUCCCUGUUGAAUAUUGCACAAGGAAAUAAUAAAGCAUAAGAAUCAUAUUACGCUAUUAUGUUUGAUUAGUCACAAUUAAAAUUCCUUUAUGUAUUGCCACUUUAAUAUUAAUGAAUUAUAUGCUGAAAUAUUUCUCAGUACUAAUUCAGUCCAGAAAGAUAUGUGGGAACAAGAAGUUAAUGUCUGGUAGUUCAUGGUUUCUUCUCUUUGCAAAGGAUAUUUCAGUUUAGUUACUGCAUAAACCCAAAUAUUAUGGGGAUUAAUAAAGCAGAAUAAACUGUCCAGGUAAAUGGUGAAAGCUCUGCUGUUCUAAUAUGCAGCAUAGAUUCUUAGAUAGCUACGAAUAUGCUUAUAUGUACUUAUUUUGAGAGAGGAUGAAGGUGGUACGGCAGAAUGGUUAAGGGCAUAGACUGAAGAAUUGGAUGUCCAACCCAACCAUGAAUUUAUUGGGUAAUAGGCACUUUGCUAUCCCUAAGCCCCCACUUGUGACAUUUUGAUGCUAGCAUUACCUUAGAGCAGUGGUUCUCAACCUGUGGGUCCCCAGAUGUUGAACUACAACUCCCAUCAUCCCUGAGCUCUGGCCUUGCUAGCUAGGGGUGAUGGGAGUUGCAGUUCAACAGCAUCUGAGGACCCACAGGUUGAGAAAGGCUGCCUUAGAGGGUUGAAAAAUGAAGUUUUAGGACUUAGAAAAACCAUUGAAAUAGUAGCAGUAAUAUUUUUAAAGAAAAUGUGCUUGUUUGGUUGAACUGAAAUUUAAGCCUGUAUUAACAACCUUCACCACAGUGUCACUCUGGUUGUGGAACACCCUCCUCUCUGAGGCAUGGCUGGUGUUGACUCUCUUUUUGUUUUGGUGCCAGCUUAAAACUCUGUUAUUUACCCAAUCAUUUGAUUAAAGUGUAUAUUGAGCUUUGGAGUUUUGUAGGUGCUGCUAUGUAGUUUUCAGUUGAUAAUGGCUGUAAUUUUUAUUGCCCUUGUUUUCUGGUUUAUGGAUGAUGUCCGACUAACCCAUCAGUCAACCCACUGAAAUCGAUAAACUUAAGUCCAUCAAUUUCAGUGGACUUGCCAUAUGACUAACUUCAGUUCAGUGAGUCUACUUGGAGUUAAAAGUUAGUUGAAUAUAGCCAAUUGUGUUUAAUUGAAAUCUCUGCUUAAAAAUAAAUACGUAACCUUCUGAAUUUACUCCCUAGUAAUAAAUUUGAAAAUGAAAAAGUAAAAAGGGAGGAGCUUAUAAAGAAAAGACGGGAGGACCACCAGGAGUGUGUUGCACGAGCUAUCGCAGCUGAGGUAAAAACGUGCUGGGUUGCAACCUUGCUUUCUUGUACUUCCCACAAAUUCCUGCCCACUUUUGAUUACCAUUAGAAGAUUGCUGUAACGCUUCAUCCUUGCCUAGAAAUUUCCCACUUAAAGAACUACCGUAUUUUCCCAUGUAUUGGACGAGGUUUUUUUUUUUUACUAAAAUAUCAUGUAAAAAAACUGGAGUCAUCCAAUACACGGAUAGUGGCAUUGGUGGUUGGCAGGAGUGCGGCUUCUCCUGAUGCUGCUGCGCAAGGGAAACACUCCCUGGAUCAUUUCCCGCAUGCAGCGGCAUUGGGGGAAGUUGCCCUCCUGCCAACUGGCUGGCUGUGGGAGCACAAUUUCCCCCGAUGCCUCUGUGCAUAGGAAACGAUCUAGGGAGUGUUUCCUGGCCGCAGCUGCAUGGGGGGGGGGGAGAGGCUCAACAACUUUGGGCCAUCUCUCCUCAUUUUCUUAAAAUUCAGCCCCCCAAAAUAGGGGGAGGGUCUUAUACAUGGAGGUGUCUUAUAGAUGUAAAAGUACGGUAAUACUGUGACUGUUCUGAAAGACUCCAGUUUUGCUGUAUAACCAGUGGUGCUCAGAAUUUUGCACGUGGACAAUAGUGUUUUGUAUUCCCCACUGUAGUGUUUCUGCCACGUACCUAGAAGUGACUGGUUGUUUUUUUAAGGAUAACGAUAAAAUUUCAUGUCCUUUUAUGAUUUUUAAUUUCCUCCUUUUGCUGUUUUAUUGGCUUGCCGCAAUAAAUUGCAUAACCUCAAUAUUAUCUGGAUUCUUUCGUAUCAUUGCUAGUCGUAUUAGGCUGCCAGAUGAAUAAGGUGCCUUUGCGGUCAAAUAAAUGAAUUUUAAACUCAGAGCAUAAGAUUGUUUUUAAUGUUGAGGAACAAAACAAUAACCUAGUAGGAAGGACACAGCCAGUAGCUGGGAAAGUGAAGCUACCCCAUUAAACAUGACAGCAUUUCAGGCAGGUGAAUGAAUGGAAAUGUUUAGAAUUGGUUAAUACCAUACAAAAGUAACGUCCCGUUAGAUUUUUAAAAUCUAAACUCAGUUAAUUUUAUUUUUUAGGUUUCUGUGCUUGAAAACUGGAAGGACACCGAAUUAUAUAAAUUAGGCAAAAUAGCAACAGAUGCGGAAACUUAUCUUAAGUAUCUGAAGUUUAUGACAAGGUAUGGCUUUGAAUAUGAGUAUGCCACAAACGAAGCAUUUAAAUAAGAUUGCUUGAAUUUCUCUCAGAAGUACCAUCAGUACUUCAUCUUUUCUCUCACUAAAACUUGUACAAUGGAACCUCGGGUUGCGAACGUGAUCCGUGGGAGGCAUGUUCGCAACCCGCAGAGUUCGCAACCCGCAGUGCUAUGUCUGCGCAUGCGCGGGUCGCAAUUCAGCGCUUCUGUCCAUGCGCAAAGCACAAUUUAGCGGUUUUGUGCAUGCAAGAGCGCCGAAACCUAGAAGUAACCCAUUGCGGUACUUCUGGGUUCGUCGCAGUGCGCAACCCGAAAUUGCAUAACCUGAAGCGUCUGUAACCCAAGUUACCACUGUACCGCAUAAAAAAGUAACAUGUAUUGAACUUUUUGGGUUGUACGUUGGGACCAUAUUUGACUUUGAUCCACUAUAUUGGUACAUAUUAUAUUAGUUCACCCAAUCCUACAUAUGAUAAUGGGAUUGUCUGGAAAAGAAAAACAAAGUUGCAGUAACCCAAGUUACAAGGAAAUGAUAUAAAAAUAAGGAUUCUUUAAAUACAGGCUAUACAUGUAAGCUUAUGUAUUUUUGGAAAAUUACAAAUUAGAAAACAUAAAUUCUCCAAGCACCAGCCACUGAAUAAACAUAACGAAGUUCUCCAAACAAUAGAGAUAAAAUAAUUGACAUGAUCUCCAGGAUUAUAUAUUGCUUUGUGCUUCUUCAGAAUCAAAUUGGAUCCCCAUAUAUAUAUAUAUAUAUAUAUAUAUAUAUAUAUAUACACACACACACACACAUACACACACACACACACACACACACACAUAUAUAUACACAGUAGUUACAACUUGAAGAAUUCACGUUGUGUAUUGUACACUAUACAAUUUUAUGUACAGUUAAUGUUUAAACAAUAAUAAUUUCAUUCCCACUUGGGACCCUGUGACUUUGUCUUUCAGUACUUAUAUUUGGAGACCCCCUCUGUGUUUUGCUAUUGUCUAGAGAAAGCCAUUCUUUGAAGCCUCUGGUUAAAAGACUGGAGAAAAACUGGAGGAAACAUACUUUAAAAUGUUACAAACUCUAGUACUUCAGAUGAGUCUGGGUUACAGUGUUCACUCCAGGUGCUGGAAUAUAUAUCUGGAAUAUCGACUACUGCUGUCCUGGCUAGACAGUAAAAAUCAAAUCUUUUCUAUGGAUUAAAAUACUGGAAUAUCAUUUUGGGGUAGCAUUAUUUUUCUUGGAAGUCCUUCUUAAUCUCAAACUAUCACCAUGGCAUAGAACUAACUAAAAUUUUGUGUGUGUCUCUCUCUCCCCGCCCUCCCAGCCACUCUUCAGUACCCCAGUUGAAGUUACAAAUUAAUUCUUGGGAGUCCUUUAUUUCUAAUACCAAAGAUGAAAUUAGGAAAGCAGAGGUAUGUCUAUUACAUUAAUUAUUGUAAGAUAUUGUAAGGUUUUAAUAGCUUUCUCUUUUCGAUAGAAGUGAAUUAACUUCUUUUGCAGAUUUCUGUAUGCGGACUAAUAUGUAUCAAUUUCUCCCUAGGAAGGACUUUAUAACUUCUUUUCCUUUUUAAAAAUGUGUCCUAUUUACAUAAGAAUAUAGAAGAGGUCAAACUAGUGUUUCUUUAGAAUCCUAUCUGAAGCCACUGGAAGUUUAGCUGAGCCGUAAGAAGAGUUGCCUAGCUAGGGAAACAUUACUGCUCACUUCAAAUAUCUCCCCUCUGUUCUUUUUGCAGAGGCAGUUUGAAGAGAGAAUUUACAUGGUGAAAAAUGGUGCCUUUCUAGAUAGUAUCUCCAAAGUGGAAAUUGCAGAACUUCAACCUCCGAGUGUCCUCUCAUCCGUAAGUCUUUGUUAACUGUUUUGUGUCAAAAGCCAGUGCACCGUGAAAUUCUCGUUAUAGAUUGGGUGCAUCUAAAACAUGAAGUAACAUUAUAUCUAGCACAUAUUGAAAAAUAUGUUGUAGCACCUCCAUCUUGCUCCUGAGAGCUUUCCAGUGCAUUGAUGUGUACCAAAACAAUUCAUGUGGUGAGGGGUGGAGGAGACACAGUGCCGCAUCUCAGUGGCUUUCCGAAGUUGCAUUUCCUGGGGUGAGGGUGCAGCCUCAAAGAGCUGGUUUCUUGAGACCCCAACACUAUUUGGAAGAGCAGAGGGUGGUGAAGAGAGUCAAGAAGCCCCUUCCCAUCUUCUUGCUUUCAGAUCUUCAGCCCACCUGCCACAGUUCAGCAGCACCUUCAUUGAAGAGGCCAGGGAUGUUGAAGUAGGAAAAGGGUUAUGGUGGUGAUUCAUUCUGAAGAGAGUGAAAGGCAGUCUGACAGAAAAUCUCAAGGCAGUGUUCUGCUUAUAACUUUGGCAUCUAUGGGAUAAUGUGAGAAGAGCAGAUCGCACCUUUAAAAUCUUACUUUUCCAAAAACCCAAUGGUGUUGCAGUGCCCACCUAGGUAAAGCAGAUGAAGCUGAAACUGUAUCUUUUUGUCUUAAUUUUUAAUGGGCAAUUUGAUAGUGAAGACUUUAUAGGGAAUUUUUUAAUGUUUGAUGUUUUAUUGUGUUUUUAUAUCUGUUGGAAGCUGCCCAGAAUGGCUGGGGCAAUAAUAAUACAGUGGUACCUUGGUUUUUGAACGUCUCGGAAGUCGAACGUUUUGGUUUUCGAACACCAAAAAACCGGAAGUGAAUGAUUCCAUUUUCGAAUGCACCUCGGAAGUCGAACGGCUUCCGCUGAGUGUCUCAAUUUCCUCAAUUAAAUUUGCAGACUGCCCUUUGUGCCUCGGUUUUCGAACGUUUUGGAAGUCGGAACGGUCUUCUGUAAUGGAUUACAUUCAAAAACCGAGGUACCACUGUAAUAAUAAUAAUAAAGCCACCCUGGAAGUAGCAGAAGCUUGAAUUCUUUAGAAUGCUUGAAAAUAUUCCUCGCCUUAUUUGGGCUGUUCUUUUUUUCCUCAGGUAACACAUGAGAGGCCUCCCAUUAAUGAUCCAGCCAUUGUAAUGUAUUCAGCUGCAGCUCCACACCUGCCCUCUAAUUUGUUUGCUACCUUUUCAAGUUCUGACGAUGAUAAUCCUCUGCACUCCAUAGUUAACAAGCAUAUGGGAAAUAAAAUAUCCAAGAAAGAUUCUAAGUACUCUCUUGCAAAUAAAGGCUUGGAAGAAGUGCCUCCUGACUGCAGAGAUAUGGCACUUUCUGAUUACAUAUGCCUACCCCAGUCACCAGGAAUCUCUAGAAGAUCUAUCCAGGACACCCAGCUGCAACACAGCAGCCAAGAAGAACCAGCAGCAGCAGCUGCAGGGCUGGACCAUGCUAAUGCUAUAAGUAGGCCAGCGCUGCCACAACUAUAUGAAGACGUCAUUGAUGAACUCAUAAUUAUAUUUCCUCACCUUACAAGGUAUUUCCCAUUGGUUAAACCGAUUCCUCACAGUUCUGCUGGAGACUACCUCUUGGUGUAUGUUUUUUCCCUUCCUAGUUUAAGCUGCUACCUUGUCCCUGCUUUUCAAUGUUGUAAUCCUGGCACAUAACCAUCUAAAAAGAUAACGUGGCAGAGCAAUGCACAUUUGCUUGCUUCUGACUGCACUUUUUCUAGGUUAAACAAGAGCUUGUAGAAAAAUGGCAGCUGCCCUUCUUGCCAUUAGCAUGAGCACUAUCUGACAACAGCAGACACACCUGUUCUUUGUGGUCCUUCAUCAUGGUCUUUGUCUUGAUACAGGCAAACUCCAGACUUGGCAGCAGUGCCUUAUCAUCCAUAUAGCUAUGCAUUGGCAUCAACAGAAGAGUAGUCCCCAGUUAUUUUUACUUUGCUUUCCACUGGUUGGUGUAAGUUGAGCAGAGUCUUACUUCAGGAUACUGAUAAGAUUCAGUUUCUCAAUGACCCUGUUGCUCAAAUAUUUUCAGUCCUAUAGGGCUUGAUGCUGACCAUUUGUUGUGUUGAGUGUUUCGCCUGCAUACAUUUUCCUGAAGCAGUUUUAAGGAAAUUAAGUGUUCUUCCAAAAUGCCAUUGAACUGUAUAGUAACCUUUUGAACUUGUAGUGGAACCCUGACCGUCUAUUUCCUAAACACUGUCGGAAGCAAAAUUGCCAAGUUGCUUUUGGAUAGAGAUGAAUUGAUAGCUGGAUAUUGGCUCCAUAUUUGUCAAAGAAUAUGUUGUUAGAGAGUCAGAUAUUCGAGUCAGAUAUUCCAGGGGGCUAACAUGCACCUAAGCUUUCUGCAAGCCAUCCAGAGAUCUAUGUUGUUAGCUGACCAGUAUAGAUAUCGGGGGGGAAAGGCUAUUUGUGACAUCGCUGUGUAUUCACACUGCUAACAAAUGUAUAACUUUUCUUCCUCCUGCUGCAGAUCAGAUAUUGGAAAUUUCAUCGAAGAAGUCCAAGUCAAGAACAGAAACAAAUGGAGCACAGCUGAACUCCUAAACAGGGUAACAGAAUUUAUUUUGGAUCGUCCAAGCAAGAAAAAGGUAAGUUGCCAGAAAUGUUUGAAAUGCUGAAAACACAAAUUAUGGUAAAAUAUAUAUAUAAUGUGUGUGUCAGGGCAUGGGGUCUCUGUGGUACAAGGAAGUUCAGGUUCCUGUUCUUUGUCUAGGUUACGAAAUAGAGGAGCUGCAUCUAUGGAAGUCCUUGCCUUGGACUGAUCCACAGCUAGGUCAGAUUGGAGAACCAGUUUUGGCCAAAGCGACCACAGCCAGACAUCGGAUCAGUAGCAGUUCGAGGGUGGAGACCAGGGGUGUGAGUUGCAAAUGGUCUGCUAGGAUGGGAGAACUGAGUAUAGGGCUAUAGGAAGCUGCCUUAUACAGUUGCUCAGUCUAGCUCAGUAUUGAAAACACUGAUUGGCAGCUGCUGCCUAGGAUUUCAUCCAAGGCCUCUCCACCAACUACCUGGAGAUGCUGGGACUUUUUGCAUGUGAAGCAUGAGCUCGAUCACUGAGCUACAACCCUGGUAUUUUCUUAAGAUAUUACCAGAUUUCAUUAUCUCUCUUUAGGUUCUCCCUUCUUUGGGGAAAAUAGAAGCGGCAUAUUCCACCACUUCUGGAGGGAGCAGAAAUCAGACUCAAAAAUUGCUGAAGGCGCCAGGACGAAGCGUGUCUAACCUCUCCAAGUCAAAACUUGCUAAUGAAAAAACAAAGAAGACGACUCUCCCACCUCCAUCAAGUCACGCGCCUUGGAAAACUGUUGGAGAAACAUCAAAAUCAAAGUGGAAGAAAUCAAGUGAUGCCGCUGUAGGUCUUUGUAUCAUUGUCAAUGUUAACCGUAAAAACAAUGAAUAAUUUUAUAUGCGUAGUUAGGCAACAUUUGCUUUUAACUAGGUUGUAUCCAUUGCUGCUGUUCUCCUUGUGCAGCAGACUUCUUCUUGUGCAACAGAAUGUUCUCCUUUCCACCUACAGAUCUUCAAAAUCUGGGGGAUUCAGUUUUUGGGAGCAAGAUGGGAGAGGAGAUGAAGGGGAAGUUCUGCUGCCUGGAGUGGAACUCUGUUCAUGUAGCAUUGAAUAGAACCCUCUGAUCCCGUCCCCCCCAUCUCUAGCAUAGCAUAUGUUUAAAAGCAAGCAUUUAGCCUUUAACUUUGUAGAAGACACUUGAGAAGUGCCAGAGAGUGAGUUGGUAAAAAGAUCUAUUUUCUUGAAAAUCCAAAAACUUUUCUUCUCUCCCAAAUAUGGUACCCUUGGCUUUUAGAAUACUGAAAUUAAACCUUCCUCAAAAGGUACAUAGAAAUCUUCUCAUGUCCUGAGCUCUCAGGGAAAACCUUUUGGCAUGUUAGCUCCUCAUCAAUCUUAAAAUAUUUUGUAAACUUCCUGUUUGGCGGCUGAAUCCAACGCUGCAGUUCUGCUGGUGUAAGGGACUUUACCCUGCAUGCCCUCAGAAUCAGCUCUGGAGGGUUGGGAGGACCCACAAGAGCAGAUUUUUUUGUGGGGGGGCACUCAGGGAGAGGAAAUGGAAGUUUCAUUGUGCCAGCUUAAGUCCACUGACACAGCAUUGGAAUCAACCCUCAAAGAUUAUCAUUAUCCCAAAUGUCUUGCUUCACAAAUGAAGUCAAUUUUAAAAUGUCAGCAAUGAAUUGUCAGGGGUCAGCAAACUUUUUCAGCAGGGGGCCGGUCCACUGUCCCUCAGACCUUGCGGGGGGGCCGGACUAUUUUUUUUUUGGGGGGGACACAAAUUCCUAUGCCCCACAAAUAACCCAGAGAUGCAUUUUAAAUAAAAGGACACAUUCUACUUGUGUAAAAACAUGCUGAUUCCCGGACCGUCCGCAGGCCGGAUUUAGAAGGCAAUUGGGCCGGAUCCGGCCCCCGGGCCUUAGUUUGCCUACACAUGAAUUGGAUCCAAAGGUGCCCUUCUGUGAACAAAAGGAUAAUUUUUUUCUUGAAAGGUGCUUGGAUCCAGUAGAAGCUUCUGUGAAUGGAAGUGAGGUUAAGGAGACGAUUUUCAGAUACUGUUUUCAUGCCACCAGAGAAUUUCUAACUCUGGAGUAGAUUUUCAGGUAGUAGCUGGGGAGUCAUGUGCACCUUGUUGCUAAAUAGGAAUUUGCUCACAGAACGUGGGAUCUAGUUAUACAUCCAACUUCUCGACUCUAAAACAGGCUGGAUUUUUGUGUUCUCUUCCCAAAUUAAGGUUGGAGAUAGCCUGUGUCUGUAAAUUGGUUCAAAAUGAUUAUAUCUGAAUAGUAAAUGUAACAUUAUGGAAGCUGCUAAACUGGACAGUUUGGGACCUAUCCUAUGCUGAGUCAAAUAAUUGUUCUGUCUACUCCCCAGUACUUGGUGCUCUUUCUGACAGCAGCUCUUUGGGGUUUGGGACAGAAACCUUCAUUCUUCCACCUUUAAGAGGAGAUCCUUGGGACUUGCAAGGCACAUAUUCCAGCUAUGGGAAUUAGUCAUUCUCUGUGCAGUAGGAAAACAGUAGCUUUGUAACUAGUUUUGAAAUUAUUAUAAAUGCAUUUGUUUCUAUAGGAUAAUGAUCCCUGUGUAAUAUGUCACGAUGAACUAACUACCGAAAUGUUGCAUGUGCUAGACUGUGGACACAGAUUUCACAAAGUGGUAAGUGGAACCAUAAAUCCAGCGAGGUAACUCGUAUUAGUUCUGUUGCUCGUGUCUUUGUAAAUUUGUAGAUUGCCCUCCAAAGGCUGCACACACAGGGACAUUUUGUCUAAAUAAGUGUGUUCGCUGUGGUGUAAACCACUGAGCCUAGGGCUUGCCGAUCAGAAGGUUGGCGGUUCGAUUCCCUUGCGACGGGGUGAGCUCCUGUUCCUCGGUCCCAGCUCCUGCCCACCUAGCAGUUCGAAAGCACGUCAAAGUGCAAGUAGAUAAAUAGGUACCGCUCUGGCGGAAAAGUAAACGGCAUUGCCAUUGCUCUGGUUUCGCCAGAAGCGGCUUAGUCAUGCUGGCCACAUGACCCGGAAGCUGUACGCCGGCUCCCUCGGCCAAUAAAGCGAGAUGAGUGCAGCAACCCCAGAGUCGCCCACGACUGGACCUAACAGGCAGGGGUCCCUUUACCUUUAUGGCUGCUGCUUGCUAUUGGAAGGAUUGUAUUAUUGGCAUUGGCUCUUAGUUGGCCAAAAUUCUGGAAUUACAUUUCAGAAAACAAAAAGGCUAAACAGAAAGAUAAGGUUUUACUUUGGAAUUUACUUUUCAGUGACUGAAAAUCCCAAUCCUAGAGCAUGUAAAUAGGAAUACAAAGUUCACACUGAGGCAGUGAAGCUCAAGCCACCCUCAGUCCUGGAUAUGCUAGAGAAGCAACACCUCUAUAACAUACACUUGUGGUUGUAGUGGCAUGUGUUCAAAACACCAUACUUUCAGGGGACUGAAAUGGGCCACUCAUGUAACUUUUUGCUACUUUAUGUAUCUGUAUCUCAACAUACAGCCAGUUACAAUCACGUGAACAUGUCCGUGAAGCGCCACAGUAUGGCUUAGGACAAAAUGCUUUAGAAAUUAAGAGUUGCCCAGGUUGCCUAGUCAGUACACUAAGACUGUCUACAACUACUAGUAACAUUAUUACUAGUAUUAAUAGCAAUUGCUAUGCUGAUUUGCAAGCACUUUGAGUGGUUUGAUUGCAACAUUCUUAAAUAUCAACAAUAGAGAAGGUAAACGUUUUAGUUGAAAUUGCAUGUUCCAAUUUUUUUUUAUUUGCUGUUGCAGUUGGUGGGCUUUGGUGUGUACCUGUAGUAGAAAACUUUAAUAGAGCCGUCUUUAAUAUUGUCUGACAAUAAGUGGGAGCUUUCAUUAGAAUUCCGAGUUGCCUUCCGCUUCCAACAUUUCCAGAAAGACUAAUGUGUAAAUGUCAUACAUUGAUGUAAUCUGCCGAAAAGCCAAUGAUCAGUAUUGAAUUCUUUAAUUAGUUGACAGCCCUUCUAAUUAAAUUGUCAGCCUUUUAGCAUAGGUCGUUCACUAGUGAUUAUUAGAAAAUGUUUGAAUUCAAAGCCUAGUUGCAGAAGUUUGGUUUUAACUGAAGUCAGGUCUUUUUUAUAUGCACCAUAAUGUUUCAAAGUUAUGCUUACCACUUGUCUUCCUUUCAUAGCAUGAAUCUAGAGUGCUCAGAACUGUAGAAAAAUGUCAUUUUAAAAAAAUGUUGCCCACCUUCCAUAGCCCUACUUUUUAAAUGAAAGGUUUCUGAAUUCUUGCUUUUUUUCAUACAGUGUAUUGGUCCAUGGAUUAAGGAGCACAGCACAUGCCCGACCUGUCGCCGUCAUGUUUUGUUACCUGAAGAUUAUCCUGAGCUUCCUGGACGAAACAGAACCACUUAG
Molecule: messenger RNA, 58799 nt
Organism: Podarcis lilfordi (Lilford's wall lizard)
Lineage: Eukaryota; Metazoa; Chordata; Lepidosauria; Squamata; Lacertidae
Source: the annotation of a GenBank genome assembly